Molecule: messenger RNA, 56192 nt
Organism: Podarcis lilfordi (Lilford's wall lizard)
Lineage: Eukaryota; Metazoa; Chordata; Lepidosauria; Squamata; Lacertidae
Source: the annotation of a GenBank genome assembly
AUGGGGAGUUUAGCUGGAAGUUCUUCAGACAAGAUCCUCUGCAGCCUGGUCGUCAUCCUUGUGGGCUUGUUCCUUCUGUCAGGUAAAGGUUUUCCCAGUGCUUCUGUUCAUUUACCUACAAAUUCAGGAGUAUGAGGGCCCGUUCACUAUUAAUAUACUUCUUCUUAAUUGUAUUUCAUUUCAACAAUUACUUUGAUAAAAUACAGCUUUUGUGACAUGCAAAUGGCCUUAGAUACCUAUUAGGUCCAUAAAUUACCAUAUAACAUAUACAGUGGUACCUCGGGUUACAUAUGCUUCAGGUUACUUACGCUUCAGGUUACAGACUCCGCUAACCCAGAAAUAGUGCUUCAGGUUAAGAACUUUGCUUCAGGAUGAGAACAGAAAUCGUGCUCCGGCGGCGCAGCGGCAGCAGCGGGAGGCCCCAUUAGCUAAAGUGGUGCUUUAGGUUAAGUACAGUUUCAGGUUAAGAACGGACCUCCGGAACGAAUUAAGUACUUAACCCGAGGUACCACUGUACAGUCACACCUCAUGUUACGUUUGCUUCAGUUUGCGCGUUUUCAGGUUGUGUCCCGCGGCGACCCAGAAGUACCGGAAAGGGUUACUUCCGGGUUUCGCCGCUCGCGCAUGUGCAGACACACAAAAUGACAUCACGUGCAUGCACAGAAGCGGAGAAUCACAACCCACGCAGAUGCGGAUUGCGUUCUUUUCAGGUUGCAAAUGGGCCUCCGGAACGGAUUCUGUUCGCAACCAGAGGUACCACUCUAUUCAACACAAAAAACAGCAACAAUUUGUUGUCGACAAAGGACAGCUGGACAUAUAAAGGGCCCCAUUUCCUUCAGUAGCUUAGGGCCGCAUCAAACCUAAAUCCGGCCCUGCCUUGCAGUGUUGUAACCUGCCCUGUGACCUUAGGGUGUCGGGUGGGAAAUGAACAAAGGAAUACUAGUAGUGAUUAAUAAUAAUGAAGAAGGUAUCCUGGACUAGAUGGGCCACAGGGCCAGUGUGGUGUAGUGGUUAAGAGUGGUGGACUUGUAAUCUGGUGAACCGGGUUCGCUUCCCCGCUCCUCCAAAUGCAGCUGCUGGGUGACCUUGGGCCAGUCACACUUCUCUGAAGUCUCUCAGCCCCACUCACCUCACAGAGUGUUUGUUGUGGGGGAGGAAGGGAAUGUUAGCUGCUUUGAGACUCCUUCGGGUAGUGAUAAAGCGGGAUAUCAAAUCCAAACUCUUCUUCUUAAGCAACUCCAAGCUUUCUCCCUCCGGCGGCUUCCAGCCGCCUCCGAGUGCAGAGGCAGACCAGAGGCCUCCUGGGAAGGAGCCAUGAAGGGGCUGAAUCUCCUCCGUGAAUUUGUCCAACCCCCUUUUGAAGCCAUCCAAGUUGUUGACCAUCACAAUCUCCUGGGGGAGGGAAUUCCAUAAUUUAACUCUGUACUGCAUGAAGAAGGACUUUGUGGAGGAAUGAUUAUUUUUAUUUUUUAUUUACUGGAUUUAUAUACCGCCCUAUACCCUCAGGGCGGUUCCCACAAAGGAUCACAGUAUCCCCUUGAUCAUUUUUGGGGGUGCCCUUUACUGGACCUUUUCCAAGUCCACAAGACCCUUUUUGAGACGAGGCAAACAGAACACAGUACAGUGGUGCCUCGGGUUAAGAACUUAAUUCGUUCCGGAGGUCCGUUCUUAACCUGAAACUGUUCUUAACCUGAGGUACCACUUUAGCUAAUGGGGCCUCCUGCCGCCGCCACGCGAUUUCUGUUCUCAUCCUGAAGCAAAGUUCUAAACCUGAGGUUCUAUUUCGGGGUUAGCGAAGUCUGUAACCUGAAGCGUCUGUAACCCGAAGCGUCUGUAACCCGAGGUACCACUGUACACAGUAUAUUCCAAAAGGGGUCACAUCAUAGAUUUGUAAAAUAGCAUUAUGAAAGUGGCAGUCAACAGUAAGCCACCUACUAUAACCCCAGAGUCUCUUUCCUGGUCCAUCACCUCCAGUUCAGAGUUUAUGUGAAAGUACCUUUUUUUUUGCACUUCAGUCACUACAUUUGUAUUGUGCAACAUUUUAAUUUUUUUAUUUUGUUAUGCUUUAUAUUUCAACAGUCGCAGAUCUCUGUAAAAAAUCGCUAGCUGCCCCAGAACACACACACACACACCAGCCAGGUGUGCUCCAGAUAGUCUACAUAUUUUAUUUAAAAGGAUUUAUAUAGUGCUUAAUCUUAAAAACAUCUGAACGGAUUGGGGCUGUGCUGACUGGGGCUGGUGCAGGUUGCUGGUCGAUACAUUCGGGGCACCGGCUUAGGGAAGGCUAGGCUAUGCAGCUGAUGGAUUGUUUGAAAAAUGUCCUCAUUCUCUUCUCUUAUUUCUCUUGCUACCCAUGUCAUGAACAGAAGCUGCUUCUCUGAAAGGGAAGCAACUGGUCCUGUCUGGACAGACACAGAAAUACCCCUCCUUGGCCGGCCGCAUUGCCCAAGGCUUGCACAUAUUUACCGUGUGCAUCUAUCUGAACAAGACUAAUAAUAGUGUGGGCACUUGGGCGGCCUUUUCUUAUGACAUCGGCAGUUCCUCCAGGGACCCCAAAGAUGUGGAGCUGGCUUUGUUUGCCAAUAACUGUACCCUGCAAAUGUCCCUUUUCGGCACCCUGGUUGAUUUGGGGAAAGAUCUCAUGGUCCCCAAGACGCACCAGAUGUGCUGUGUGUGGGACGGGAACAAGACCUUGCUCGAGGUCUUCCAUGAUGGGGGCAGGAUGAUGAGCAAAGAGCUCCCUGAGCUCAGACACAAGCGCCUGCAGCCUCGUGGGACUUUUGUGAUUGGCUGCCUCCGCAAGAAGCAGGCUGAAGACAUCGGCUUCGUAGGCAUCCUGCAUUAUUUCCAAAUGUGGAGUUCCGUGCUGGAGGAGCAGCAGAUGAAGAAGUGUUCCUCUGGAGAUGUUGUUAGCUGGGAAGGCGAUUACUGGUCCUUGAACGGCGCAACACUCGAGUCCGACCAUCACCAAGAUUGUGGUGAGUAUCAUGCCAACAGAGCCUGCGCAGGAGCCUCCUCCAUCUUGCUUGCGCCCAUCAUUUUGAACAAUACGUUUUCACGCACACACCCCAAUGUCUGAGCCUCAGCAGACCCCAGGGCUGCCUGCGCUCACCCAGGUUUCAGUUUCCUCGGAAUGAAGGCUGGCGGAGACUAUGGUGUCUUUAGGAUAAGAAAGGUAAAGGAACCCCUGACCAUUAGGUCCAGUCGUGACCGACUCUGGGGUUGCGGCGCUCAUCUCGCUUCAUUGGCCGAGGGAGCUGGCGUACAGCUUCCGGGUCAUGUGGCCAGCAUGACUAAGCCGCUUCUGGCAAACCAGAGCAGCACAUGGAAACACCGUUUACCUUCCUGCUGGAGCAGUACCUAUGUAUCUUCUUGCACUUUGAUGUGCUUUCAAACAGCUAGGUUGGCAGGAGCAGGGACCGAGCAACGGGAGCUCACCCCGUCACAGGGAUUUGAACCACCAACCAUUUGAUCAGCAAGUCCUAGGCUCUGUGGUUUAGCCCACAGCGCUACCCGCGUCCGUCUUUAGGGUAUAUGGUGUUAUUUGCCCAUAUGUACGGGGUGAGCUCCCGUUGCUCGGUCCCUGCUCCUGCCACCCUAGCAGUUCAAAAGCACGUCAAAGUGCGAGUAGAUAAAUACCGUAUUUUUCGUUCCAUAGGACGCUCCAUCCCAUAGGACGCACCUACUUUUGGGGGGGUGGAAAUAAAGGAAAAAUUUUUUUCCUUUAUUUCCCCCCCAAAACCAGGUUGGGGAACAGUGGGAUGGCGGCGCUGCGCCUCCCUGUUGUCCCCCGAGCUUGUGGGGCUGGCUGAUGUCUGCCCAGCGUGAGGGGCGCUCUGCUUCAGGGCGCCCCACGCGCCAGGCGGCAGGCUGCAGACACCUGCGCGAAGCACGGGGCGUCCUUUGGAGGGCGCCCCAUGCUCCGCGCUGCAGGCUGCCUCCCGCAAGCCUUGCGCUCCCAUGGGAGAUCCCCCGGGUGCGCAAGGCUUGCCGACACCUGCGCGAAGCACGGGGCGUCCUCCGGAGGGCGCCCCGUGCUCCGCGCUGCAGGCUGCCUCCCGCAAGCCUUGCGCUCCCGGGGGAAGAUCCCCCGGGGCGCAAGGCUUGCCGACACCUGCGCGAAGCACGGGACGUCCUCCGGAGGGCGCCCCGCGCUGCAGGCUGCCGCCCGCAAGCCUUGCCACCCGGGGGAUCUCCCCCCGGGCGCGCACGGCUUGCGGACACCUGCGCUGGCAGGGGCGUCCUCCGGAGGGCGCCCCGUGCUCCGCGCUGCAGGUUGCCGCCCGCAAGCCUUGCGCUCCCGGGAGAGAUCUCCCCCUGGGUGCGCAAGGCUUGCCGACACCUGCACGAAGCACGGGGCAUCCUCCGGAGGGCGCCCCGUGCUGCAGGCUGCUGCCCGCAAGCCUUGCGUGCCCAGGGGAACUCCCCCCGGGUGUGCAAGGCUUGCAGAUAGCUUCCUGGAGCCUGGAGAGCGAGAGGUGUCGGUGCGCACCGACGCCUCUCGCUCUCCAGGCUUCAGCGAAAGCCUGCAUUCGCCCCAUAGGACGCACACACAUUUCCCCUUCAUUUUUGGAGGGGGAAAAGUGCGUCCUAUAGGGCGAAAAAUACGGUAGGUACCGCUCCAGCCCGGAAGCUGUUUGUGGACAAACGCCAGCUCCCUCGGCCUAUAGAGCGAGAUGAGUGCCACAACCCCAGAGUCGGCCACGACUGAACUAAACGGUCAGGGGUUCUUUACCUUUACCUUUACAACCUGAAUAUGGGAUGGAAGGGCUCACAGCAUUAAUCCUACAGCAGAUCUUGUUUCCCAUUAGAUUCCCAGGGAGAUCCUCAAGCCACAGCUUUGGGUCCAGCACACAGAGCAAGACAAGCCUUUGUCUCUCCAGCUUCCAGCAUCAGCCAAAACUCUCAAGCACAGACUGCUUUGGCCUCUUGUUCCCCAUCCUUUGAUGGCUGGUAGCAUCAACCAAAUGCUUUGUUAUCUAGAGGUUUGUCUGCACUGGAGCAGAAGGUAGAUUCACACCAGCUGCCUCCCCAUCAUUGUAGAGGAAUUUCCCUUCCCAUGCCAGCACUAUCCCAGAUCUUCCACCCUUUAGAAUCAUAUCACAGAAUCAUAGAAUUGUAUGGGAUCCCAAACACCCUCUAGUCCAACUUUCUGCAAUGCAGGAAUCACAACUUGGGGGGGGGGGGGGCUUAAUCCUUGGGAAAUCCAAAAUGGCCAGGAUUUUUUCAAAACCCUAAUUCAAGCAGGGUGGGGGGAUGAGCCUUGGGACAACACUAGGGUGGGGUGUACGUCACUAUGUCAAUGGGGAGACAGGCCAGUGCAAACCCACCUAACUCCAGUCUGGACAAGUUCUCUGACCAAGCUUUUGAGAUUCUGGUUGGAGACAGAGCGGUAAAGCUUUAUUUAUUAAUCUGCCGUGCGAAAUCUCUGCUAUGGUGUGUGGGAACUUCUGCACAAGCUAUAAAUUUCCUCCUUUGCCUUUUAUGGCUGUUUUUGACAACCUGAAAUUUAUGAAAAGCUGAUAGUACCUGGAACAGAUAAUGGGGAAUGAGGACAAAGGAGGAGAACAACAAGCAGGUGGUUGAGUUUAUUGGAGCGCAUGACUGGCCAGCAGAUAAGAGCCCCUCUGAGGUCCUGUUGCUGUUCACCGAAAGGCAGCUCUGCCCUUUCAUGAGCAUCACGGGAAAUGGCCCUCAGGGAACUUGUAGGGGGUUCAAGCUGUGGGAUUUUAUUCCAUCUCAACAACUCCCUGCCAUAGAAAGCUGUAUUCUUGCCCCACAGCUAUUUAAUCUAUUUUUGAAUGACAUGAAACAUCUAGGUAAAGGUAAAGGGACCCCUGACCAUUAGGUUCAGGCGUGGCCGACUCUGGGGUUGCAGCGCUCAUCUCGCUUUACUGGCCGAGGGAGCUGGCGUACAGCUUCCGGGUCGUGUGGCCAGCAUGACUGAGCCGCUUCUGGCGAACCAGAGCAGUGCAUGGAAACGCCGUUUACCUUCCCGCUGGAGCAGUAUCUAUUUAUCUACUUGCACUUUGACGUGCUUUCGAACUGCUAGGUUGGCAGGAGCAGGGACUGAGCAAUGGGAGCUCACCCGUCGCAGGGAUUCGAACCGCCGACCUUCUGAUCAGCAAGUCCUAGGCCACCUGCAAAACAUCUACCUGUUGUGAAUGGCCACCCUCCUAGGUUAGGACCUAAGGCAGUUCCCAUAUUUUUAUAUGCAGAUGACACUGUCCUCCUCUCCUGCACCAGAGUUGGGCUCCAGAGAUAUCUAAAAGCAUUCUUUCAUUAUCCUAUUACUCAAACUCCAAGAUCUUGGUAUUUUCAAAGAGUUGGCAUCCAUGUGAAUGGUUUAUUGGUGAACCCUGUCUUUAUUCGUAUUUAUGCAUUUCUCAAUCUUGUGUUUAUUCGUCUCUGUGCAUUUCUCCCUCUUUUCAACAGGGUCACGUGACUUUAACUAUACAUCUUUAGCUCCACCACUGACAAGCAAAGCCCCUGACCCCUCAGUCACAGGUACGUAGCGAAUAGAAUGGGGUGAUCCGGGUUAAAACCUUGCCUCAUGGGCAGCUGGCCCUGGACAGGGAACCUGUGGCCCUGCAGGUGUUGGGCUCCAACUCCCAUCAGCCCCUGCACCCAGCAUGGCCAAUGGUCAGGGCUGAUGGGAGUUGGAGUCCGGCAGCAUCUGGAGGACGGUGGCCCCGUCCCAAGUCCUGCAUUACAGGGAGAUAGCAGGACCCUGGCUGGGUCUUCUUACGAUUAUUUAUUUGCUAAAUUUAUAUCCACUUUUUAUUUAUAUCACAAAAUACGUUAUAUACCAAUUGAUUGUAGUAAAAUCAUCAUCAUCAUCAUCAUCAUCAUCAUCUCAAAGCUGUUGAAUCAUCCAAGGUAGCUAACAAAAAUGUAUAUAAUAAAUAAUAAAAUUCUCUUGAUUAUAUUCUCCUCUCAUCAGUUAUCACAAAUUUAAAAAUGCCCAGUUUUCUAAGUUGCGUAUUUCUCUUGCCUGGCAUAGAUAAAAAAAUUGUCCCAAGUAUCGCUCUCUCAAUGCAUUAUGUAAAGAGCAAUAUAUAUAUAUAUAUACAUAUAUAUAUAUAUAUAUAUAUAUAUAUAUAUAUAUGUGUGUGUGUCUGUGUACAAGAUUUUCACCCUGUUUUAGACCACAAGGACAGGUAGAUUCAAUUCAGAAUACGGCGUGUUUCUGAACCUUCCUUCCGAAACAGUUGAAGCCAUCAGAUUUGAGUGGGUUUUGUAGAGUGACAGAGAUGACAUGUAUUUCAAGAUGUUCAUUCCCACUGGAAAUGCUACCCUGGAAACCACAGUUGUAGUUAUCAAGGACCCCAGUACAGCUUCUACCACAUUUCCUAUUGGGCCUCCUGAGACUCAUUGAAAUCCUGAGCCAACUCUAAUGUGGUUGUAACUGUGCCUCUGUCUUCUUUAGCAACAACCUCUAAGUCUGAAGUCACACUUCUGGACGAUGGUCUUCCAUGGAUCUCUUCUGGGACUGUUCCUUCACGGGCUGGUGUGGAGGACUCCCUGGUCCUGAAUGGAGUCAUUUUGGACUCACAGCUGUCCAUGGAGGCACAGAUCAAUUCUGUGUCCAGGGCAGCUGUCUACCAGCUCCAUCUGGUAUGCAGGCUGAGACCCUCCCUGCCUGCAGACUGUCUCGCCAGAGUGGUGCCUGCUCUGGUUAUCUCCUGCUUAGACUACUGCAACACACUCUACGUGGGGUUACCUUUGAAGGUGACUCGGAAACUACAACUAAUCCAGAAUGUGGCAGCUAGACUAGUGACUGGGAGUGGCCGUCAAGACCACAUAACACCGGUCCUCAAAGACCUACAUUGGCUCCCAGUACAUUUCUGAGCACUAUUCAAAGUGUUGGUGUUGACCUUUAAAGCCCUAAAUGGCCUCUGUCCUGGCCUCUGUCCUGUAUACCUGAAGGAGCGUUUCCACCCCCAUUCAGCCCAGACACUGAGGGCCAGCUCUGAGGGCCUUCUGGCGGUUCCCUCCCUGCGAGAAGUGAGGUUACAGGGAACCAGGCAGAGGACCUUCUUGGUAGUGGCGCCUGCCCUAUGGAAUGCCCUCCCAUCAGAUGUCAAGGAAAUAAGCAACUAUCCUACUUUUAGAAGACAUCUGAAGGCAGCCCUGUUUAGGGAAGCUUUUAAUGUUUAAUGCUGUAUUGUGUUUUUAAUACCCGAUUAGGAGCCACCCAGAGUGGCUGGGAAAACCCAGCCGGAUGGGUGGGGUAUAAAUAAUAAAUUCUUAUUACAGUGGUACCUCUGGUUAAGCACUUAAUUCGUUCCAGAGGUCUGUUCUUAACCUGAAACUGUUCUUAACCUGAAGCACCACUUUAGCUAAUGGGGCCUCCCGCUGCUGCCAUGCCGCCAGAGCACGAUUUCUGUUCUCAUCCUGAAGCAAAGUUCUUAACCCGAGGUACUAUUUCUGGGUUAGCCGAGUCUGUAACCUGAAGCGUCUGUAACCUGAGGUACCACUGUAUUAUUAUAAUGUUAUAAAACCAAAUGGACAGUGUCUCCUUCCAGGUCUGAUGAAGCCACACCCAAAGCAGAACCAACAACAUCAGCAGCUGAUGGGGUUCCUUCCAGCUCUUAUGUGAAAAUACCAACCUCUGACAGAGAUGGAACAACACAUCAACAGGAGUUGAUUGCAUCCACCUCUCGACCCGAUGGAGCUACCCCUCAGGGCAUCCCAACUCAACCCACCUGGUACAUGCCAACUUCUCAGUAUGCUGAGACAGCUCCCAAAAGCACCUGGACUGUGCACACCUCCAAACCUACCCAAGUUUCUACAACCUCUAGAUAUGAUGGGGCGACACAUCAGGCUUCUGAAACCGUAUCUGUUCCUCAUCUUACCAAUACAAAACUUAUCACUGAAUCGAAAGCAUCAACCAUCGAUAUAAAUGCCAAGACCACGCUGGAGACUUUUUGGUCUACACCAGCACCCACAGGAGCCAUGCCACGUUCAGGUAAUAGAUGGGAUUUACAUUAAAACUUAAUGUGGAAGCAAGAUAUUAAGUUUACUGCCUGUUACACAAUUAGAGAAAACCAGAUGAAGAUGAUGUACAGGUGGUAUAUGACUCCCGUCAGACUAGUCAAAAUAUACAAAUUAAAAUCAAGUAAGUGUUGGAGAUGUCAUGAGGGAGAGGGAACAAUGUAUCGUGUGGGGGGAUGAGGGAAAAUUAAAAAAUUCUGGAGCAAUAUUCGUGAAGAAUGAAAAAAGAUGUCUAAAACAUCAUUUGAGAAAAAACCAGAAGCGUUUCUAUUAGCCUUAGUUUCAAAGGACAUCCCUAGUGACAAUAAAAAAGUGUUUUUAUAUGCUACAGCCGCUGCCAGAUUGCUAAUAGCUAAAAAUUGGAAAGGGGACAAGAUUCUAUCAGUAGCAGAGUGGCAGUACAAGCUUUGUGAAUUCAUUGAAUUGGCCAAAAUGACAGCAGCUAUUAGAUUCCAAUCAAAUCAGAAAUUAGGAAAAGAAGGGGAAUGUGUGGAAGAAUACAUGACAAAACAUUGUUCCAAAACAAAUUUAUUGAUAUGCAUUGACUGAAGUUCGUAAAGUUAAGGUUAAAAGAUGAAAAGGGAUUAAUGGGGAAUAUGUAAAUAACUUUCUUUAAUGCAAUAUUAAAGGAAUGAAAAACAAUGGAAGCUGAGCACAGGUGGAGGGAAGUCACAACAGAAAAUAGAUAUAGAUAGAUGAUAGAUAGAAAGAUAGAUAGAUAGAUAGAUAGAUAGAUAGAUAGAUAGAUAGAUAGAUAGAUUGAUUACCGGUAGGUAGAUAGAUAGAUGAUAAAUAGAUAUAGUAUGUACUGCAAAGAAUGAUUAAGGAUGUAAUUGAAUGUAAUAUUGAAAAAUAAAAGGGGAAAAGGGGAAAAAAAUAAAACAAUGUUUUAUUCAGCUCAUGUGACCAAAACCCCCUCACAGUCCAACAGAAAAUUUCUCCUUAUCUGCACUGAAGUGAUAAUUUAUUUGUCAACCUUCUCAGUGGCAAAAGGAGAAAAGAUUCCUUAAGCAGAAUAAUACUAUUAACAGCUACCCCAUAACAGGAGUCUUGGCACGUAAAGGUAAAGGGACCAGUCGUGGACGACUCUGGGGUUGUGGUGCUCAUCUUGCUUUACUGGCCGAGGGAGCCGGUGUACAGCUUCUGGGUCAUGUGGGCAGCAUGACUAAGCCACUUCUGGCAAACCAGAGCAGCGCAUGGAGCAGUACCUAUUUAUCUACUUGCACUUUGACGUGCUCUCGAACUGCUAGGUGGGCAGGAGCAGAGACCGAGCAACGGGAGCUCACCCCGUGGUGGGGAUUUGAACCGCCGACCUUCUGAUCGGCAAGCCCUAGGCUCGGUGGUUUAAACCACAGUGCCACCCACAUCCCAUGGCACUUAACCAGCACUUAACUCUGUUAUUGUCUUUUGCUAAUUAGCAUACAGCUGGAGGAGGGACUGCCCUCCUCUUCAUAUCUAAGGCUGAAUGUCCCACCUUUUGUCAGAGUAAUGAGUCUGCCAUUACUGUGAUGAUGCCUCUCUAAGCCAAGCUCCUGGGAAAACAGGCUUGACAUUUACCGAUUUCAGAAAUUAUGGGAAGAGCCUGGCACCCAGGAAUGGGUGCCAACCCCCAACACUACAACUGCCAAGCCCCAACACUACAAAAUAUUUGGGAGACCUUUCCAGGAGAGUUCUUAGUAGCAGGAGAAUUAAUAUGUCAUUCCUCUCCGCGCAAUCACAGUCAGCCAUUAGCAAUGCAGUAAGCAGCACAUUAGAAGAAGCGAAUAUGGAUGUUCUCCUAUUAUUUGGAGACGAUUAAUGUGUACAAGCGUGAAGCUGUGGUGAUUCCAUGAUUUGAAGGGCAGUUGAAUAAUAGAGGACUUGACUGGUAGCUGCAGUUCUUGGAUAACAUAGAUACAAGCCUACUAAACUCUGGAGAGCAAAAAUAUUUGAGUUUUAUGUAGCCCAUAAUUGCCCAAGACUUCAGAAAAGACGCCCAUCCUAAAUAUCACUUUCUUCGUCUUUCUCAUCCAUUUACUUAACUAAAAAGUCUGAGACCAAUAAGGAGAGAUAAGUGACAGGAACCGCUGGGGGGACAGCAUACACAAAGCCACCAUCUCAGGGCAUCAGCCACAGCUUUGCAUUCAGCAGAUUAAAUGCCCAGUUCCCAAAAAAAUAGCUGUGUUCCCCACAAAGGAUGAUGUGUAGGAAAAGUCACUUGCGAAUUUCAAUGCGGAUGUAAUUCUCCUUCCUCUCUUGUUGCAGUAACGUUCUAUAACAUCCAGAUGAACUUCUCUGUGUUCUCCAAUCCUCCAGAGACAUUUGAUUACUAUGAUGUUAAGAAGCUCUCAACAAAAUGGGUGAGUACUAAUUCCUCUCUUGCCCAUCCCUGAACACCAGUUUACAUGUUAGCAGAUUAUAAUCAAUUCCACUGUACAGAAAGUGGAGCACAAAGUCAACCCAAACUAUGUUGUUGUUUAGUCGUUUAGUCGUGUCCGACUCUUUGUGACCCCCUGGUCCAGAGCACGCCAGGCACUCCUGUCUUCCACUGCCUCCCGCAGUUUGGUCAAACUCAUGCUGGUAGCUUCGAGAACACUAUCCAGCCAUCUCGUCCUCUGUCGUCCCCUUCUCCUUGUGCCCUCCAUCUUUCCCAACAUCAGGGUCUUUUCCAGGGAGUCUUCUCUUCUCAUGAGGUGGCCACAGUAUUGGAGCCUCAGCUUCAGGAUCUGUCCUUCCAGUGAGCACUCAGGGCUGAUCUCCUUAAAAAUGGAUAGGUUUGAUCUUCUUGCAGUCCAUGGUACUCUCAAGAGUCUCCUCCAGCACCAUAAUUCAAAAGCAUCAAUUCUUCGGCGAUCAGCCUUCUUUAUGGUCCAGCUCUCACUUCCAUAACCCAAAGUAUAGGCCUCUGGUUUUCAUCUAGCACUGAGCUAUUGCCCUGGUGGGAUGGCUUCCACUCGCCCAACAGAACUUCCUCUGCCCCUAUUCCCCCUGGCGACCCUGCAGGCCUGCCCCCCAUUUGGUUUAGGGGUUCCCUCAACCCACUGGAGCAGAUUUGGGGCAGGCAGGGGACACACACAGGGGAAGGAGAGUGAGGGAAAACUACAUUCUGCAAGUGGAAGACUUAAUUACAGAACAGCAUUUACCAUGUAUGUGCACUACUAUGUGUGAAUGCUUAGGGGUCUCUUCCGGGGUGGGUGUAUUCGUUUCUAGUUGUGGGGCAAGCUCAAUGGUUUAGCAGCAAUCAGCUCUUUUAGGCAGCUACUACCGCAAUGUUUAAUGGUUGGCUUUUCACAGAGGAUCACCAUUGUUAGACAAAAUGCUGAACAAUUUUUACCCAGGGAAGCAAACUGUAGUUAAUUUUUCUCUCUCCUACAGUUGAUGAGUUUAUUCCCUGGUCCUGAUUUUGUUGUUACAAACCAUAACAUCAAGGCAAACGCUCGGUGAGUAUUUUAUUUGUCUGUUUGGUUGUUUUGCUUUCUGCCACUCUUAUCAAAUGUAGGAAUAGGUGGUUAGCAAGAAUACAUUUAAAACCAGACUAAAAACUCACAUUACUAAGGAGCAGCAGUAUGGGCAAUACAGUACUAUAUUCCAGGGGGGGAGAGAGAGUUCUCCUCUAGGAUCUGCUGUCUCUGAUCCAGGGUGGUGUAGUGAUCAGGAGAUGAGGGAUCAAAUCCCCACUCAGCCCUGAAGCUCACUUGGUGACCUUGGGGCCCCAUCACUGUCUCUCAGCAGUCUAACCUACCUCUCAGGGUUGCUGUGAGGGUAAGAAUAUGCCACAUAUAUCAGCCAGGUGAGCAGGAUGGGGAGGAGGGCAGUGUUUCAAUGGAGCUCACUCAUUUAAGAUGGAACCGACGCUUUUAAGAUGUAGGUGUCUGGUGCUUAGCUGAGCAGCUAAGGUCAUUGCCAGGGGUCAGCAAACUUUUUCAGCAGGGGGCUGGUUCACUGUCCCUCAGACCUUGUGGGGGGCCAGACUAUAUUUUUGGGGAGGAGAAUGAUGCAAGAACAAAGCCCUAAACGGCCUCGGUCCAGUAUACCUGAAGGAGCGUCGGUAGUGGUACCCGCCCUGUGGAACUUCCUUCCACCAGAUGUCAAAGAGAACAACAACUACCAAACUUUUAGAAGACAUCUGAAGGCAGCCCUGUUUAGGGAAAGUUUUAAAAUUUAAUAGGUUAUUGUAUUUUAGUGUUCUGUUGGAAGCCGCCCAGAGUGGCUGGGGAAACUCAGCCAGAUGGGCGGGGUAUAAAUAACAUAUUAUUAUUAUUAUUAUUAUUAUUAUUAUUAUUAUUAUUAUUACACCAUGAGCCCCGGUGGCUGCUUACUUGUGUCUUGCAAGUGGCAGGGGCUGGCAGCGGAGGGACAAUGAGUGGUCCACGAAAGGGCUCUGGAGAGGGGCUGCUUAAAAUGGCGGUCGCUGGAGGGCUGCUGCUGCUGCUGCUGGCACCAACAGAGGCCAGCCCCCUUCCUCCUCUAGGCAGGGCAGGAAGAAGCCAGGAGGAGGGAGGGAGGAGCCGCUGCCACCGCCGCCGAAGGAAGGAUAGGGAAAGAACGAGCGCGCUGCCGAUCCACGUGGCGAUUCCCGGACCAUCCACAGGCCGGAUCCAGAAGGCAAUUGGGCCUGAUCCGGCCCGUGGGCCUUAGUCUGCCGACCCAUGGUUAUUGCCUUCACAAAGGGACUAGUUUGGCUGCUCCACCAGGUUCCCUCAUACACCCUAGCCUCACAGAUAUAGAUCACAGGUUUUGGAAGGAACCCAGAGUUUCAUCUAGACUGGACACAUACACCCAGCCCAUAAUACCAUGCAGGGUUGCUGAACGUCCUCCCCUCCCAUAUUGAUGUUUGCCUCCCCCCCCCCCUGUUUUUGUCUGUUUUGUUCCCCCCACCCUCACUGCUUUUUGAUCCAGAGUCCCUAUUCCACAAAGGAGGGAGCGCAUGAGAACUGGGGUAUGUAUGCAUUUUAUGCACCAUAGUUUGCACAAAGCCUCUUCCCCUCUCUCCUUCUUACGUAAAAUAGUCACUUGGGUGUUGUUUUCCUCUUUUCUUCAAUCUCUUCUUUGCAUCUCAUGCUUUUAGGAAAUUAGUUCUCACGGAGUUCUCGCGCCUGAAGGGGGGAUUGCCAUGGCAGCAGUAAAGGAUGCGCCAUGGCAACUGGUUUGAGGAGGUUUAAUGGUAAACAUGUCUUGCUUUUGUACAUUAUGCAAAGAUAAACAACGGUGGCAUAUAAUCUUUUACGCAACUGGUCCAGACCAAUUCAAGCUGUCUCUGCCACUUCCAUUGCCAUCAACUAUGGGCCAACAGUAGCCAGAACGGAGACAUGAUGCUUCCUCAUAGUGCUGCUUUCCAGGUGUUUGGAACUAUAAUUCCCAUCAGCCCCAGCCAGAGUGGACAAUGGCAAGGCAUCAUGGGAGGAGUUGCAAAGGCCAUCUUAAACCUACUCGGACUUGUAACUACCGUAUUUUUCGCUCUAUAAGAUGCACUUUUCCCCUCCUAAAAAGUAAGGGGAAGUGUGUGUGCGUCUUAUGGAGCGAAUGCAGGCUGUGCAGCUAUCCCUGAAGCCAGGAGAGCCAGAGGGAUCGGUGCGCACUGAUCCCUCUUGCUGUUCUGGCUUCAGGGAUAGCCGCGCGAAGCCUCUUCAGGGCAACGGGACGAACGCUCCCCCUGCCCUGAAGAGGCUUGGCAUGGCUAUUCCAGAAGCCAGAACAGCAAGAGGGUUUGCUGCUUUUGCUGCGCAGGGAUCCCUCUUGCUGUUCUGACUUCGCUUCGCUGGAGAGGCGCUGCAAAGCCCCUUCCAUUUUUCCUCCCACUUUGCUGGAGAGGCGCUGCGCAGAGAGGGAGAGAAUAUUUUUUUCUUGUUCUUCUCCUCUAAAACUAGGUGCGUCUUAUGGUCGGGUGUGUCUUAUAGAGCGAAAAAUAUGGUGAUUUUGCAAGUCGUGGCUACUACCAAGAGUAGCAGCCCUGCCUUUCUUUUCAGUAACAUCUGCCUACCUAGAGAAUAUGGGUGGUGUGAUGUCAUCAUGCUCAGAAUUCCCUUGCCUGCCAGUGAUGGGGAAAGUGUGUGCGUGCGUGUCAAGGCAAGGCACCUCUGAGCACAAUGAUGUCGUGCCAGGUAUUUUCGGAGAUACAAGAUGGACCAUUUUUCUCUCCUCCCACAGUCAAGCAGCAAACCAUUCUCUCUGAAUAAUGCUUGGUUCCCACUGGGUUGUUAUGGAAUAUUGCCUCCUCCCUUUUAGGGUUCCCCCCACAUAUGCCUUUUGUGCUUCUGCAGACUUUGAAGUUCUCCCAAACCUGCUGAAAGCUUGUGUGUGAGUGAUGCCUUUCCGUCAGAAAUCCGUACGCUGAGAAUGAGUUGAGUGGUUAAGAGCGUUCUUGCAUCCAUUGUAAUGUCUGCUUUGGAGCUUACUGGAAACUGUCUUCUUGGUUUCCAGUUGAAUUUAAGCAUGCAUAAUAUUCUCUGGCCUACAUCUCAAAUAUUGGAAAUAUUAUUGUGCUCACUCCAGUCUCUUGAGUGGUGAGAGACUUCGGGGAUGCCUGCGCCUUUUCAGAAUUUGUUUACUUACAAUGAAGGGCAUUGGAGAUUGUGGUGUCUUUAAAAUAUAUGGUUUAAUCUCCACCUAUAUACAAACUGACUGUAGAAUGGAGGGGCUCACAGCAUUAACACCCCAACAGAUCUUGGUUCUGCAUUAGGUUUCCAGGGAAGCCCCUAGUCCAGCUUUGGGUCAGCACACAGUAAUACAAGCCCCUGUAUAUCCCGCUUCCAGCAUCAGCCAAAACUCACAAACACCUAUUCUCCGUCCUAGGAUGAUGCCUCCGUCCUAGCAUCCUGCCUGUUGUCUUUAUACCUGCCUCCAUUUGUUUCUAUGGCAACAGAGCAGCCUCUUUGGACAUGUCAAUGGUGGUACUUAACUAGACAGCUAAAGUCAUUAUCUUACAAAGAAAAUGGUCUGACUGGUUCAGCAGCCUUUUCUGCUAGAUUCUAAACUAGAGUAGCAGGCCCUGGAGGAAUCCACAGAUAUAAUCCAGACUGACCCCUGGCCCCAAUCGUGUAACAAUAUAAAUGGUUUUGGUUUGCUUCAUAGAAUCUCCCUUUCCCGUCCUCAGGUACAUCCAUUUUUCAGAACUGGCUGUUCCUCCCCCCCCAACCCCCAAAGUCACCCUUUUGAGAUUUCCUGUAUCCAAGGAACCUGAAAUUGCUUUAAAUUGCUCCAAAUGUUCCAGGAGAGCUGAGUGACUUUCAGUUUUUCCUCAUCACAGAGUGAAAAACUGCAGAAGGCAAUUAUCAGAGCAUUUAAUAGACAAACUAAGGGACUACUCAAAAUGCCGUGUGAUGUCAGAGAAACAUGGUGUCGUGCCAAAGGCAUUCAUAGCACACGGAGGGCAAUUGACGUUAGAAUAUUUCAUUGCAACAAGUAUGAGCUAAUCAGCUGCCUUUCUUCUGCUAAAUCAUCUUGAUUGAGCUCUUGCACUUAAGAUAUCAUUCCUUAGUAAUCGCCUCUUUUUUAUUUUUUUAUUUUUUUACUUUGCAUAUUGUGAACUGAAGAGCGAUGAAAAGCAGGCUCCUCAAAGGUAGGCUGUUCAUUUUCCUCAAGUAGUUGUUUCUGUACUUUCUGCCUCCGGAAAGUGAUUUGCACAUUUGCUGUGCUCAUGCUGCAGAAUCUACAUGCACAUUGCUGAGGAUUCUGGGAUAUGUUGCCACAGGCCUCACCAUUAACCCAUGUAAUGUCAAGCGCUUAGAACGUGCCACAAAUGUUUCCAGGAAGUGGCAAGCUGAUGAAGAGGGGGUGGUUUAAUAAUAAUAAUAAUAAUAAUAAUAAUAAUAAAAUAAAUUUUAUUUAUACCCUGCCCUCCCGGCCAGAGCCGGGCUCAGGGUGGCUAACACCAAUAAAAUCACAGUAAAAACAUAAUAGGGGGAAAAGAGAAAAAGGGGGGGGGAAACCAAUUUAAAAUACAGGUUAAAAUGCAAUUUAAAAUGCAGCCUCGUUUUAAAAUAGCCAAUAAAUCAAGACCAUAAGGGGAGGGAAACAUAAGGGUCAGACUGAGUCCAAACCAAAGGCCAGGCGGAACAGCUCUGUCUUGCAGGCCCUGUGGAAAGAUGUCAAGUCCCGCAGGGCCCUGGUAUCUUGUGACAGAGCAUUCCACCAAGUCGGGGCCAGUACUGAAAAGGCCCUGACCCUAGUUGAGACCAAUCUAACCACCUUGCGACCUGGGACCUCCAAAAUAUUGUCAUUUGUGGACCUUAAGGUCCUCCGUGGGGCACCCCUUCUUACACAGGAGAUCCAGGCCAGUGGCAGAGGGUCAGGAAGGCUAGAAGCAGUUGCUACUCAAAGGCAGGCAGCCGUCAUGAAAGGGGCAGCCAAAAUGAUCAAGGGGAUGGAGCGCCUCCCCCAUGGGAAAUGGUUGCAGAGUUUGGCGCUUUUUAGAGAAAAGGGGUGACAUCAAAGGCAAUUAUAAAACGUCGCAUGGUGCACAAACAGUGGAUGGAGAAAAGCUUUUCUCUCUCAUAACAUUGGAAGUCGUGGGACCAUCCAAUGUAGAGGAACGUGGGCAGAUUUGACACAGACGAAAGGAAGGCUUUCUUCACACAGGGCAUCGUUGAAAGGAUGGAAAUGGUUCGAACGGGAGGCAGCGAUGGCCACCGGCUUGGACAACCUUAAAAGACAACUGGACAAAUUCAUGGAGGAAGAGAGGGCUGUCGAUGGCUGCUCACCAUGAUGGCUAUGCUCUGACUAGGGGGACGAGGCUAGUCCCCUAGAGGGUCCAAGAACCCUCCUGACACCUUCUCAAAGCCCACCCAGCUUUAGAGAAGCAGGCCGUCAGCAAAGUCUAGGCAACACGAUGACCAUGUACAUAUGCAAUAGACAAUCUUUUAUAGAAUUCCUUCAAACCAUAACAAGUCAUAAACCCAUCUCAUAAACUGCUUAGUGACUACAUUAUUACAUGAGCCCUGUCCCACAGCAUUUGAUAUUUUCAUUUGCAUACAUUCAUUCAAAAUAAGAUGGGUUUAUGAAGCAAUUCUAUAUCCUCCCACCUCACUGACGAAGAAAUCCAUGAAACAGUAGUCAAUAUCCGGAAUCACUGUUCAGUGUUGGACAUCAUAUUUGCUGAAUACACAAAGCUUCACAGCUUGUCUUUCAUCAUCGUACGAAGUCUGGUACCUCGCUUCUUUUAAAGAUUUUCAGAAGCUUUGAGCCUAAAGAUUUCAUUUUGGACUUGUUAUGGUUUGAAGGAAUUCUAUAAAAGAUUGUCUAUUGCGUAUGUACUGUUAGGAUAUAGUUCCAUUCCACCUUUAGAACAGGCAUGUGGAGUUGUUGUAUGUCACAUGUCUGCUUACUUCCAGCACAGUCUGCUGGGAACUUCCGUUGUAUAUAGCUUUUGCCUAUGCUGUUUGCUUGGACACGAAGGGAAGCAGACAUGUUUUUCUUUUGUCCUGAUGCUGAAUAAACGCUUGUAAAUAUGCUUACAUAUGCCUCUGUCCGCUACUUCCGUUGCAAAGAGUUCUUAUCUCUGCUGGCUUGCGUGCUCAGUCUCUAAAGGUCUCUGAGUCGCAGUUUUUGAUGCUGUUCUGAGAAUCGGGGUUCGCCCGGCUGCCGGCCAGAGGGCUGGAGCCAGCUGGGGGCCUACCAAAUGCCCCCGUCUCCCUGGACACAUCCCAACAUGUACAUGGUCAUCGUGUUGCCCUAGACAUUGCUGACGUUCUCUUUGCAACACAGGGGUUUCUUUGGUUACUUAGGGAAGGAGGCAGCAGGGCUCCGGCAUCCUGCCAGAGACCUGGCGCCUCUUUCUCAAAGCCCUGGAGGCUUCUGUCCAGCUUCGGGAGGGAGGCACGAAGCUCAUGCAUGCUUGCUGUGUUCCCCUACGAACCAUUUCAUCACAUGCCACUGGCUCUGCCUCCAAUAUGCUUCUGGAAACAGCAGGAGGAGAGAGGGGUGUUCUUGUGUUCAAGUUGCAAGUGUGGGCAUCCCAGUAGAGACAUCUGGUUGGCCAGUGUGAGAACAGGAUUCUGGACUACAUGGCCCUUGGCUUGACCCAGCAGGCUCUCUCUGCUCUUAUGUUCAAGUUUAUGGCAAGGACGUGAAAAGCAAAUCCUCGUUUGAUGUUGUGGAGCCGGCAGGCAAACGACUGAUGAAGUUGCCAGAUCACAGCAUCUCCCCACCAGUGAGGAUCUCCCUCUGAAAUGCGAAAAUUAUUCGAGAUUCCAGCUGCCUUGAGCUUUGCAGGGAAAGCACCUUUUACAUGUGGUGAAUAACUGAACGCUACUUUGCAGAUGGGAAGAGGAGGGGCCGUGGCUCAGGGGUCUACUUUGCAUAUAGAAGAUCCCAGGUUCAGUCCUGGUGUCUCUGUUGGGAUGCGUGCGGGGAGAUGGGGGCAAUUGGCAGGCCCCCAGCUGGCUCCAGCACAUCGGCCAGCAGCCGGGCAAACUCAAAACUGCGACUCAAGCCUCAGAGACCUUUAGAGACUGAGCACGCAAGCCAGCAGAGAUAAGAACUCUUUGCCACAGAAGUAGCGGACAGAGGCAUAUGUAAGCAUAUUUACAAGCGUUUAUUCAGCAUCAGGACAAAGGAAAAAACAUGUCUGCUUCCCUUCAUGUUCAAGCAAACAGCAGCAUAGGCAAAAGCUAUAUACAGUGGAAGUUCCCAGCAGACUGUGCUGGAAGUAAACAGACAUGUGACAUACAACAACUCCACAUGCCUGUUCUAAAGGUGGAACGGCUGCCAGAAACCACAGAGAGCCACUGCCGGCCAGUGCUGGCAAUGCCAAGGCUGUGUGUGCACGAUGCCUUUAGCGCACCUUUGAAGCACAUUUCCUCCCUCAAAGAAUUUUGGGCACCGUUCACCCCUGGCAGUUACAAGUCUAAUUAUGUUAUUUGUUUAUUUCAUAAAAUUUGUAUGCUACCUGAUUGUAGAAAACCUCAAAGCAGUUUGCAAUUCCCAGCAAUGCUUGACAAUCUUCAGUACUCGGCAGGGCUGGCCUGUCCAUGAUGCCAUCAAAUGCCAUUUUUAAAAAAAUUUAUUUUGACGACGUCAGACCAACACGGCUACCUACCUGUAUCUAGUGCUCUGAAUGUAUUUUAAAGGUGUAAUGCGUACUCAGCCUGAGCUAGACGGAGCAAUGGUCCAACUUAGUACAAGGCAGCCUCCUGUGUUUCAAAAGGAACUCGCCCACCCCAGCAGCCUUUUCCAGUAAAUGAGCACUGUGGAAAUCCAUAGGACUGGCUGACUCAAUUAAUAAUAAUAAUAAUAAUAAUAAUAAUAAUAAUAUUUCUACCCCGCCCAUCUGGCUGGGUUUCCCUAGCCACUCUGGGCAGCUUCCAACAAAAGAUUAAAAAUGCAUUAAAACAUCAGUCAUUAAAAACUUCCCUAAACAGGGCUGCUUUCAGAUGUCUUCUAAAUGUCAUAUAGUUGUUUACUUCUUUGGCAUCUGAUGGGAGGGUGUUCCACAGGGCAGGCGCCACUACCAAGAAGGCCCUCUGCCUGGUUCCCUGUAAUCUCACUUCUUGCAAUGAGGGAACUACCAGAAGCCCCUUGGUGCUGGACCUCAGUGUCCAGGCUGAACGAUGGGGGUGGAGACGCUCCUUCAGGUAUACUGGGCCGAGGCCGUUUAGGGCUUUAAAGGUCAGCACCAACACUUUGAAUUGUGCUCAGAUACAUACUGGAACCAACCUUCGGAAAGGACUUAAUGUGAAAACCCUGUUAAAGCCCCUUGGAAGUUAUGAGAGACGCUCCUCCUCCUUUCCCAAACCAGCUCCAUCAUUAGUGUGUUAGUGCUGGUGGAAGGCUGCCCCAGCUUUGGUUGCAGUUUCACCAUUUCUAGACAAAGACGUUGACGGGACGUUCGUUGGCAGCAACACCCUUUGAGCUUAAUGCCCUUGUGACUGUAUAAUAAAUGAUUGAUCGACUGGCCAUCCUCUGAGCCAGAAGAACCUCCCCUGAUCCCUGAUCUGUGAGGGUUCCCUUUGUGUCUUCAGAAAUGAGGGAAAUGCUCUCUGCACUGGCUUAGGGGCAGAGGUAGAAGUCUGUAUUGGAAAGAGAUGCCAAGGUUGAGCCCCAAUACAAAGUGCAAGUGUCUGUCUGUCUGUCUGUCUGUCUGUCUGUCUGUCUGUUGUGCUUUCAGCUUUUCCUCAAAGUCUGUCAUCAAGGCCACAUCUGACAAACCCAGAGAAACCAUCAGGGGAAAGUUACAGGCUGCCUUGAAUGGCAAUUAUACUGAGAAGCCUCUUUCAAUGGAAUCUAAAGAUGUCGCCGUUGUUUACUUAGGUAAUGUAUCCAUCAGAUUUAAGCUGUUAAAUCGAGGUUGGCUUAUUUGUGCUGUGUAAUACAGUGUUGCAUGGAUUGAUUGAUUGAUUGAUUGAUUGAUUGUGUGUGUGUGUGUGUGUGUGUGUGUGUGUACAGUGGUACGUCGGGUUACAAACACUUUGGGUUACAGACUCUGCUAACUCGGAAGUAGUACCUCGGGUUAAGAACUUUACCUCAGGAUGAGAACAGAAAUCGCGUGGUGGCAGCGGGAGGCCCCAUUAGCUAAAGUGGUACCUCAGGUUUCAGGUUAAGAAUGGUCCUCCGGAACGAAUUAAGUUCGUAACCAGAGGUACCACUGUAUUUACUUACUGUUGUGGUGGUUACUUCUAGUACAUUUUUCAGUUUAGCAAUUUUAUCUACUGCUCAACCCCUCAGCUUCCAAGCACUUUACAGCAGAAAUGCAGGAGAGGUUAUAAUACAGGAAUACACUGCAGAAAUCAGUUAAAAGUUAAGCACAAAACCAGGGGGCAAAAAACCUUCUUUGAAAUGCCUGCUGAGAACAUAGUUGUUAGAAUGAAGGCUUGCUUGGUUUGUUGUUGUGAGCCACUUUGGGCACAAUUCUGUGGGAAAGUGGCACACUACUAAAACAGAAAAUGGUGGUUUCUUAAUCCUGACCACCCCCCAAGCAUAGCUGUCAACGUUUCCCUUUUUUAAAGGGAAAUUCCCUUACUCCGAAUAGGAUUCCUCGCAAGAAAAGGGAAAAGUUGACAGCUAUGCCCCCAAGGAGCGCAAAACAGCACACCCAGUUUCCCGUUUUCUGUUCUUACAAUGACCCUCCGCGGUAGGCUAGGCUGAAAGAUGGUGAACAGCGCAAGAUGACGCAGUGAGCUUUGUGGCUGGGAGGGGAUUUGAACCCGGCUGUCUGUGGCCUCAAGGCUCAGUUGAACAGAGGUCAGGUGAGUAGUGCAGCCCUGCCACAACAUCUGUUGCUGUGAGCAUGCCAGUUUCUGCACCCCGCUGGCUCUCUCUCCAAUAAAGGAAUUGCUGGGUUGCAAUUUUGCACUUUGUGCCCUCAAAGGAAAAGGGAAACGCAAUUUUCAUUGUGGUGGGUGUGAGCGGAGCCCCGGCCAAUAUAAAUCUCUGUGUGUGAAGAGAUCACUUUACCAUCUCCUGGUAAAUUAACUGUUGUAUAUAUACAGUGGUACCUUGGUUCUCAAAUGCCUUGGUACUCAAACGCCUCAGUUCUCAAACACUGAAAACCUGGGAAUGAAUGUCCCCUCACAGUAUCUGCUUUAUAUACAUUAUUUACACAAUGGGCUGCACAUGAUUGGCUAAUUCUGGAAUUCUACUGUAAGCCAAUCAGGUUGUGGAUUCACUUCUAUCUGGAGCAGGAUUGGGUGGUUCCUGCCAACCAAUCAUACUGCUGCAUUGUUCUAGGACCAAUCAGACUGCUGCAUUCUGAAUCCUAUUGUUCUAGGACCAAUCAGACUGCUGCCUUUUGGAUCCUAUUGUUCUAGGACCAAUCAGACUGCUGCAGUUUGGAUCCUAUUCAACUCAGUACAUAACACCCUCCCCUCUAAGUUCCAGUCCUGCCCGGGAGGUCGCAUUCAUAGUCCUCAAGGUAUGCCGGCGGCCUACGUGUGCGUUGUGGCCUGGGGUGUUCCCUGGUCCGGGCUCCAGGUUCUGGCUCGUGUUCCAAGGAUGCUGGCUGUGAUGGGGCUGUUUGGUCUGGUGCAACCGGCUCGCUCAGUCGUGGUUCUGGUUCCGGUGUCCUUUCGGCCUCACGGGUCCUCUCUGUAUUUACUGAUUCUGCCUCUCCUGCUGGCCCCUCCUGCUCUAUGGGCCUCACUGCCCCGCUGUUCCCUUGGGACUCCUCUGACCUGUCCUCCUCCUGGUUUUCUCCCGGGAAUCGUCGCCGUAUCUGGUCGCAGUGGCGGCGCCAGCAUUGCCCCCAUCCGUUAGCACCUCGUACGACACGGGGCCAGUGACCCUGGUGACUGUGGCGGGUACCCAUGCUGGGCCUGCCCCAAAAUUCUUUGCGUACACUGGGUCCUGGGCCUCGAAGGUCCGGGGUUCCUGCCUUCCCCACCACUACCUCAUCCUGAGCUCUAUCGGGGUGAAGGCGGUCCAAUCUGAUUGCAAGGCGCCGACCCAUUAGUAGUUCAGCGGGGCUCCGGCCAGUCGUUGAGCUGGGGGUGCUGUGCUGUGCUAGAAGGAAUGUGGCAAGGCGGUACUCCCAGUCCCCUUGCGUCAUGCGGCGAAGGGUGUCCUUGGUGGUCCGCACCAUGCGUUCUGCUUGGCCAUUGGUGGCAGGGUGGAACGGCGCCGAACGGAUGUGGCGGAUGGCGUUCUGCGCUGUGAAGGUUUGGAAUUCUCCUGACGUAAAUGCAGUCCCGUUGUCUGAGACGAGAGUGUCAGGGAGCCCGUGGGUUGCAAACAGCCUGCGUAGUACCCGGAUGGCUGCGGACGUGGAAGUGGACGGUACCAGUGCGACUUCCAGCCAUUUGGUGUAGGAGUCCACCACUAUGAAGAAUGUUUUCCCCUGAAAGGGGCCAGCGAAAUCCACAUGCAGGCGUGACCAUGGUGCUCGGGCGGACUCCCAGGACUGGACUGGGGCCCUUGGGGGAUCUGGGCGGGAUUCUUGGCAGGCCUGGCAGUGUUUGACCCAGGCCUCUAUCUCUCCAUCGAUCCCCGGCCACCACACAUAACUCCUGGCAAGGGCCUUCAUUCUUACUACCCCUGGAUGUGUCUCGUGUAGGGCUGUGAGGACCCUUGCGGAGGGGCUGGGGAACAACGACUCUGCUUCCCCAUAACAGGCACCCCUUGUGGGCCGACAGUUCAUGUUUGCGGGUUGUGUAGCCGGCGAAUUCUGGCCCGGGGCUGCUGCUGGGCCAUCCCUCCACACCCAGUCCAGGACCCGGGAGAUGACCCUAUCUUUCUUGGAAUGGUGUGCAACUUCUUGUGCCUGAAUGGGGCGGUCGGGAAGCAGCUCCAGGCUCAUAACCUCUUGUGCAGGUGCUGGGUCAGGGCCUGUUUCCGGUAGUGGUAGCCUGCUGAGGGCGUCCGCAUGGCCCAUCGCCUUCCCAGGUCGGUGAAUCAGUGCAUACUGGUAGCUGGCAAGGAAAAUUGACCACCUGAGGACGCGAGGAGACAGCACUUGGGGGGUCUGCUUUUCGGGGCAAACAAGCCAAGCAACGGCUUGUGGUCAGUCACCACGGUGAAGGGCCGCCCGUACAAGAAAUCAUGGAAUUUUUUUACUCCCUUUACGAUUGCCAGACCCUCCUUGUCGAUUUGCGAGUAGUUCCGCUCGGUUGUGUUGAGUGUCUGGGAAAAGUACGCCACCGGUACCUCUCUUCCAUCCGGGAGUUGGUGCCCCAGGACAGCUCCAAUGCCAUAGGGUGAGGCGUCGCAUGCUAGCACCACCGGCAGCCUCUCGUCGAAGUGUGCCAAGACCGAGUUUGAGACAAGCAAGUCCUUGACUGCCUGGAAUGCGGCCUCCUGGCGCUGGCCCCACACCCAAGGGGCCCGCUUGUCCAGGAGUCUGUGUAGGGGCUCCGCUACCGCCGCCUUGUGGGGAAGGAAGGAAUGGUAAAAGUUCAAUAGUCCCAAGAAGGCCUGAAGUUCAGUCUUGCUCUUGGGCGCUGGGGCAUCACAAAUGGCCCGUACCUUGUCCCCAGUCGGGUGGACCCCUUCUGCGUCCACCAUAAAUCCCAGAAAGUCCACCUGAGGCACUCCUAGUAGACAUUUUUCCCGCUUCACCUUGAGACCCGCCGUCUGGAAACGGUGCAGAACGGUGCGGAGGCGGUCCUCAAACUCCUCUGGUGUGGGCCCGGCAAUCAACACAUCAUCGAAGAAGGGGGUGACGCCAGGAAUCCCUUUAAGGAGAGAGUCCAUUAGAUUCUGGAAUAUGCCUGGUGCCACGCUGACACCGAAUUGCAGCCGCUUUACCCUGAACGCUCCUCUGUGCGUCACAAUCGUCUGUGCCUCUGCUGUGGCCUCAUCUACUGGCAGCUGUUGAUAUGCUUGGGCCAAGUCCAGCUUGCCAAAAUUUUCGACCCAGCCAGGGUGGCAAGGACAUGGCUGACCACUGGCACUGGGUAUGCGUGGGCCGUGAGGGCCUUGUUUAUGGUACAUUUGUAGUCUGCGCAGAUGCGGACCGAACCAUUAGGCUUGACGGGUGUGACGAUUGGGGUUUCCCAGGGGGCAUUAGGCACCGGCUCCAGCACUCCUUGCUCCACGAGUCGGUCCAAUUCCUCGUCUAUACGGGGUUUCAAGGCGAACGGGACCCGGCGGGCCUUGAGCCUGACCGGUCGUACUGCGGGGUCAAGCUGUAGCGCAAUGGGGGGGCCCGUAUACUGUCCCAAUUUCCCAUCGAAAACCCCUGGAAAUUCCUUGCAUAUGGCGUCCACGUCCACUUGUAAGCUAGUGUGGUUCACCCCGGUGACAGCUAGCCCCAGUGGUCCAAACCAUGCCAAUCCCAGUAAGCUAAUGUAGGGGCCCUUGACCACAAGCAAGUCCAGUUGCCGCGUCCGCCCUCGGUAUUGCACCCUGAAGGUCCCCACCCCCAUUGUGGGGACCUUACGGUUCUGGAAGUCCCGGAGGGUGAAUGGGGCCGGCCUGAGUUUGGGACCCCCAGUAGGACACAGUUUCCUUAAGGUCCUUGCCGAGAUUAUGGAUAGAGUUGAACCCGUGUCAAGCUCCAUGCGGCAUGGGGCCCCUCUAUCUGUACCUCUACAUAAAUUUUCUCUACGUUGGGGUGGGGCAACUGGUAUACCUGGAAGUCCGUGAGCUCCGUCGAGUUGCCUUGGUGCGUUGGGCCCCGGGACCUGGGGCUCUUGGAUUGGUCAUCUGAUGCCUGGUGUCGGGUGGGCCGAGCCCGACACACCCGGGCGAUGUGUCCCGAUUUUCUGCACUGCCUGCACUCUGCGUUGCGGAAACGGCAGGUCCUCCUCUCGUGACUCUCCCCGCAGCUUGCGCAGUUCCCUCCUUCUCGUCGAGGCAGCUGUGGUCUGUGCGCUGCUUGAGUGCGCUGCUGUACUCGGUGCACCUCCUCCCUGUCGGAUCCUGAGUCGUCGGUGAGGUCUUCGUGGUGGACCCUCGGUUGGGAUGGCAGGCUCGGCCGUGCCUCUUGGGUCGACCUCUCGGCAGCUUCUGUUGCCAGGGCCUCCUCCAGAGCGACCUGGAACGUUAGGUCCUUCUUAGCGUAGAGGCGUCGUUGCAGCUUCUCAUCCUUCAGGCCACCGACGAGGCGGUCACGAAGCAUGUUCUCCAGCUCUGAGAAGUUGCAGAACCGGGCGGCUUGGCGGAGAGAGGUCACAAACCCAGUUAUGGUUUCCCAGGGGCUUGCCGCUUUGCGUAGAAGGCAUUUCGACGAGCCACCACUGAGGGCUGCGGCGAAAGUGCCCCUUCAGCUGUUCCAUUAUUGUUUUGUAUGGAACAGUAGCGACGUCUUCAGGCGCAAGGAGAGCCCGGGCGAUUUCAAACGUCUCCUCUCCGCAGACGCUGAAGAAUAUCGCCCUCUUCUUGGCGUCUUCUUCGUCGGUGACCCCUUUGGCUUCUAGGAGGAAGGUGAAACGGGAGGCGUACGCUUCCCAGUCUCCAGAUGCUGGGUUGAAUGGCGAGAAGCUGCUGUUGGCUGCCAUUCUGAGUUCCUUGUGUCCCGGAGCUGAAGCCUGGAUACACGGUGCGAGGCAGCGGUGCGGCAGUUGGCGGUGCUGCGGUGCUGUGUGUGGCAGUCAGCUCAGCGGGAUCCCACCUUCGUCGCCAGUGAAAUAUACUCAGAGUCGCAAAGUGAUUUCAUGCUCUUUAUUCAGCUCAUAGUGGUGAGGAGGAAUGAAUGAAUGUCCCCUCACAGUAUCUGCUUUAUAUACAUUAUUUACACAAUGGGCUGCACAUGAUUGGCUAAUUCUGGAAUUCUACUGUAAGCCAAUCAGGUUGUGGAUUCACUUCUAUCUGGAGCAGGAUUGGGUGGUUCCUGCCAACCAAUCAUACUGCUGCAUUGUUCUAGGACCAAUCAGACUGCUGCAUUCUGAAUCCUAUUGUUCUAGGACCAAUCAGACUGCUACAGUUUGGAUCCUAUUCAACUCAGUACAUAACAACCUGGAAGUAAGUGUUCCGUUUCUUGAAGGUUUUUCAGAAGCCGAACGUCCAAUGCGGCUGUCAGCUAUUGUUUCUGGGGCGCCUGCACCAAUCAGAAGCCACACCUAGGUUUUCGAACAUUUCGGAAGUCAAACGGACUUCCGGAACAGUUUAAGUUUGGCGUUUUUGUUUUUGCUAUUUAUUUUGCGUUUUUGUUUUUGAGGCUUUUUUGGUUAAUUUGUUUUUGUGACUGUGUGGAACCCUGUUCAGCUACUGAUUACUUGAUUGUGUGACUGUGGAAAUGGAUAAAAGCCCCCCAUCCAAAUAAUGGCUAUCGUCAGUGCAAUUAAGAAAAAAAAUUAUUUUUAAUUUUUAUCAUCUACAAUGCUGUCUUAUUUAUUUUAUAGUACAGUACAUUGAUGAUUGCUUUCAUUUUGUGGAUGGGUGGUCUUGUUAGAUAGUAAGCUUCAUGUUAAAUCGCUGUUUUAGGGGUUGUUUUUAAAAGUCUGGAACGGAUUAAUCCGUUUUGCAUUACUUUCUAUGGGAAAGUGUGCCUUGGUUUUGGAAUGCUAUGGUUUUGGAACGGACUUCCGGAACAGAUUAAGUUUGAGAACCAAGGUACCACUAUAUAUGAAGAGAUCUCUUUACCAUCAUCUGGUAAAUUCACUGCUGUAUAUAUACAAUUCAAUAGCAGUAUACUGUGGAUGUGAUGGCAGUUUUAGAAGGGAGUUAAGACAAAUGCAUGCAGGGCUGGACUAACUGCUAUCAGCCAUGACAGCUAGAAUCUCCACUUUUAGAAGCCGGCUGCUACUGAUUACACUGGUCAAUAACAAAUUUGUUGUCUGCAUUUUUUCAGUUGAUUUAGGACAAAUCUGAUGCGCUGAAUCCAAAAAUCACAUUGGUUUUGCUCAAUCAGGUCAAGUUUUUGAGCUAUGGCCACAUGUCUUUUUUUACGUUUUUGUUCACAUAUAUGCUUGUGUGGAGCAUUUUAGGAGAAGUUGGUGGGGGUAAAAUGCCAUGUCGAAUAAUUGUUUUGAUUGGAAAUGAUUAUUUUAAUGACAAGAAGUAUUCAGGUCCGAUAGUUCUGGGUGAUUAUGUUGAAAAGGGAUCAGUUUGAAGUCAUAAAACCUCAAAAUCUUCCAUAAAUUGGUGCGGCAAAGCAUAAAGUUGCUUACCAUGCUUAUUUGGGUAUUAAACUUGGUGACCAGGAUAAAGCUUGGGCGCCACACAUGGUGUGCAAGGCAUGCACCGAGACUCUACGUGGGUGGACCAAUGGCAAGAGGAGUCUGAACUUUGGAAUUCCCAUGGUUUGGAGGGAGCCAACAAACCAUGUCACUGACUGCUACUUCUGCGCUGUUGAUGUGACUGGGAUCAACACAAAGAACCGGAGCAGCCUCAAGUAUGCUGAUCUUCAAUCAGCAUGUCGUCCUGUAGCUCAUUGUGAUGAAAUUCCAGUGCCUAUCUUUGGAGAACUUCCUUCCUGACAUUAGUGACGAAGAUGCCUCCAGUGUUGAAGGACAUGAAGUAGAAGAAGUGGUUCUUGAAGAUGAUGCUCCACAUACAUUUUCCGAAAAGGAGCUGAAUGAUCUAGUUCGUGACCUCAGCUUGUCAAAGGACUCUGCCGAACUGUUGGCAUCCAGAUUGAAGGGGAAAAAACUCCUCUCUGACAGUGCUCGCAUCAGAUUCUUCCGCAACAGGCAUCAAGAGUACCUCCAUUUUUUCUCGGAAGAGAAGGACUUGGUGUACUGUGCAGAUAUUGCGCAGCUUCUGCUCAAGCUUGGAGUGCCACAGUACGAACCCAAAGAUUGGAGACUGUUCACUGACAGCAGCAAGCAAUCACUGAAAUGUGUUCUGCUACACAACGGCAACCUGGCUCACUUGACUACACUGAAGGAGAACUAUAAAGCGGUGAAGCAUGUGCUGGAGAAAAUUGGUUAUGAUCAACUUAAGUGGUUUAUUUGUGUUGACCUGAAGAUGGUGAACUUUUUGUUGGGACAACAGUCUGGCUUCACCAAGUACCCAUGUUUUCUGUGCAUGUGGGAUAGUAGGGACCGUGCUCAGCAUUACACGAAGAAGGACUGGCCUGUGCGGGAGGAAUUGGUGCCUUGCAAAGAAAGGAACAUCAUCAACGACCCUCUGGUGGACAGAAACAGAAUACUCUUCCCACCUGCACAUCAAGCUCGGCUUAAUCAAGCAGUUCACCAAGGCUCUGGACAAGGAUGGUGACUGCUUCACUUACUUGUGCCAGGCUUUUCCAUGACUGACCAUGGAGAAGUUAAAAGCUGGCAUCUUUGACAGUCCUCAGAUCCGUCAGCUCAUCAGAGAUCCAGAGUUCGGAAACUCAAUGAACAAAGUGGAACUGGAAGCGUGGAAGGCAUUUGUUCUGGUAGUGAAGAACUUUCUCGGCAACAAUAAGGCCAGAAACUACGCAGAACUUGUCAACAACAUGCUGACUGCUUUCAGAAACCUGGGCUGCAACAUGAGCGUCAAGAUGCACUACCUAUUUUCACAUAUGGACCGGUUUCCUGAGAACCUGGGUUUAAUGAGUGACGAGCAGGGGGAGAGAUUCCAUUAGGAAAUGAAAGAGAUGGAGACCAGGUAUCAGGGUCGCUGGGACGCAGUCAUGAUGGCUGACUACUGUUGGACUCUGAAGAGAGACCUCCCUGCCACUGAGCAUUCCAGGAGUUCCAAGAAACGGAAGUUCAAGCCCUGAAGUUUGAAAAAUGGUGAAGCAACAUGCAAUUUACGUGUACUUACCUUUAUCAAUGCCCACCAUUCAGUUUACAGUAAUCGAUGUUUCUAUCAGGUAAUCAAUAUAUGUUGUUGGAAAAACAUUUUUUCUCUUAAAAACAUAUUUAGGAUGAUAUGUGUUGACAAAAAUCAGCUGAUAAUGCCACAAAAAUGUAAUCGAUUUUGUCACAAGAUCUGAUUUUUUUCAAAUCAACAUAGCUCAAAUACCUGACCUGAUGGAGAGAAACGGAUGCCAUUUUCUGAUUCAGCAGUGCAAAAAUACCCUAAAUCAGUUGUAGAAAUCUAGACAACAUUCAAAAAGUAAAAAAUUGUUGCCCAGUGUUAUUCGUUUGCUGGGCAGCAAAACAGGGGGAAGGGCUCUUGCCUUCAUGCUCUGGAGGUUGUUGGGGGAAAGGAUGCUGGAUUGGCUGAGUCCAGUGGAAUUGGCUCUCAUUGUCUGCUCUUGCUCCAAGACCUAAAGAACUGCUCUCAGCACACACCGCCAUCCAAAUACAAGGGGACCUACGAGUGGCCGGAGACAGCUCCUGCCACUGUGGCAUCUCAGCCCUGCAAGAUGAACGGAGACCAAUCUGCUACCAGAGCGUGGUGAGUUGUGGGUCCUUCUCUCUUCUUCCUCAACCUCAACACAUUUCACCUGUAUGAAUGCUUUUAUACCCUACCUUUCUGUGAAGGUUCAUAAGGCAGUUUACAUGAAAGCAACAGCGCUUUCAAGGCCUUUUACAAGACAAGAUUUUUUUAAAAAAAUUAUUAAGUUUUCCAUUUUAACAAUCCAAUAAAAGCCACAUUAAAAAAUUCCAAAUUAUAAAAUAAUUGAACGAUCCAAAUUUUAUACCAAAUUAUAAGUCUUUGGUUGACUUCCCAUGCUCUGAGGUUCGGGGAGCAAUGAUCUCACUCACAAUUUUGCUGCUUCUCUUAAUUAGUCCAGGUAGUUCCAAUAAGCCAUUCCGAUAUUGUUUUUAACAGCCUCUGAGUUCAUCUAGCAGGCGGAUUAGACCAAUAUAGUAUGAUUCUGUGUGGAAAAAAAUCCUUCAUGUUUAUUUUCUUUGUUUACCUCUUUCUACUCCAACAAUCUGUCCGUGGCAAUUCACUUUCACUUCUCACUCCUGUAAAUUCCACUGUAACACAUCCCAAGCUGGAGGAAAUCUGGCUUUCCGCUAUUUGUACCAGGCAUAUACCGUAUUUUUCCGCGUAUAAGACUAGGUUUUCCCCCUAAAAAAUAAUGUCUUCCCCCCAUUUUCUUAAAUCUGAGUCCCCCAAAAUAGUCUUAUACUUGGGGGCGUCUUAUAGAUGGAAAAAUACGGUAUCCAAACUUCUUUGUUUUAUCUCCUUCCAAGACAAAUAAGCCUGUACUUUAGCUAGAAACCAUAAUUUCCAUUGUCUAUUCUUUUAUUGAUCUGUUAAAAGUAAUUGCAAAAUUCAUAAACCAAUUCCACACAGUUAAUUCUGUAGUUAAACCUUAAUCAUAACAAUAUUGAAGUAAUCUUUCUUUCAGGCAGGCAGUCCUUCCAGGGAGAUUUGCCAAGUAAGAUAGCAAAUGGAAAAUAUAACAAAAGGAAAUAAUGGAGGUUCACCCCACUUCCGUUCCGACAUACCAGUCCCAUGAUGAUGAUAAUCCUUCUUCCACUCGAAUCCUUUGGUACCCCAAUGGCUGAAUCAGUUAGCAGAAUUCUUUAUCUCCCCUCGUUCAGAGCAUGCCCGUUAAUUAAGUCCAAAUUUCAUCUUAAAAAGCAAGUGUUUGUUGCUCAUGGCGACAGCUUUGGAGAGUUUCCAAAGAAAUGCAUGGUGCUUUACACCCAACCCCCCCCCAGCCCCCUCAUUCCUUCCAGACUGGGAGCAAGUGUUGGGUGAUCUGUGGGUGGAGCUGCCUCCCCCCGACCCUGGGGGGUUUGGGAGGGUGAUUACUCCCAUCUCAUCCUCAAAAUAUUCCGUGCGAGACAGCUCUGAUGCAAUGGGCAGCCGUUCGCCAUGGCCGCCAAACAGGAAGACAAGAUUAAAUGCAUAGACUCAUUGGAGUUGGAGUUAUCCAGUCCAACCCUCUGCAGUGCAGGAAUCACAGCUAAACAAUGCCUGACAGGUGGCCAUCCAAUCUCGGCUUAGUAACCUCCAACGAAGGAUGGUCAACCAUGUUCUGAGGUUCUCCCUUCCACUGUUGAAUGGCUCUUAACUGUCAGAAAGGUCUUCCUAAUGUCGAGUUGGAAUCUCCUUUCUUGUAACUCGAAGCCAUUGGUUUGUGCCCUACUCUCCAGAACAGAAGAAAAGCUUGCUCCCUCUUCCAUGGGUAGGUCCCUGAAAUAUUUUAAGAUGGCUUUCAUCAUGCUUCUAUGUGACGCACCUCUGUGCUCUCUGAAGCCUUGCUCCCUCUUCCAUGGGUAGGUCCCUGAGAUAUUUUAAGAUGGCUUUCAUCAUGCUUCUAUGCGACGCACCUCUGUGCUCUCUGAAGCCUGCGACUGCUGUCCUUGUUCCCCAGGCCCAGAAUGAUACAGCACGGUUCCUGACAGUCCUGCUUAAUUAAUAAUAAUAAUAAAUAAUAAUAAUAAUAAUAAUAAUAAUAAUAAUAAUUUAUUAUUUAUACCCCGCCCAUCUGGCUUGGUCUCCCCAGCCACCCUGGGCAGCUUCCAACAAAGUAAUAAAAUACAGUGGUCUGUUCAACUUUAAAAGCUUCCCUAAACAGGGCUGCCUUCAGAUGUCUUCUAAAAGUCUGAUAGUUGUUCUUCUCUUUGACAUCUGGUGGGAGGGUGUUCCACAGGGGGGGUGCCACUACCAAGAAGGCCCUCUGCCUGGUCCCCUGUAACUUGGCUUCUCGCAGUGAGGAAACCGCCAGAAGGCCCUCGGCGCUGGACCUCAGUGUCUGGGCAGAACGAUGGGGGUAGAGACGCUCCUUCAGGUGUACUGGACUGAGGCUGUUUAGGGCUUUAAAGGUCAGCACCAACACUUUGAAUUGUGCCUUGAAACGUACUGGGAGCCAAUGUAGAUCUUUCAAGACCGGCAUUAUGUGGUCUCGGUAAUGCAUGCUCUUAAUUUCUCUUGGUUUCUCUUUCUCUCCUUUACAUUUUGAAGUGUGAUUAAUAUCAACACGGGAAAUGCUUAUUGGAGGAGACAAAACCUGACUGUGUGCCAGCUGGUGCAAACGCUACCUAAUACUAUCAUGGAACUGAAAAACAUGACCAUCACAGUGGGUAAGUGGGUUUUCUUUGCUUGACAUACAAUCAUAGAAUUGUAGAGUUGGAAGGGACCCCCGAGAGUAAUCCAGUCCAACCUGCUGCAAUGCAGGAACCUCAACUAGAUUAAAUAUGGCAGAUGACCAUCUAACCACUGCUUAAAAACCUCCAAGGAAGGAAUGUCCACCACCAUCUGGGAGAGACCAUUCCGCUGUUGAACACCUCUUACUGUCAGAAAGUUCUUCCUGAUGUUUAGUUGGAAUUUCCUCCUUUUUUUGUAACUGGAAAAAUUGGGAUAUGGGUCCGACUCUGCGGAGCAGGAUAAAACAAGCUUGCUCCAUCUUCCAUGGGACAGCCCUUUAGAUAUUUGAAGAUGGCUACCAUCAGGCUUUUGUUGGGAAAUCUGAAUACGUGCAGCUACUCACACAGAGUCAAUUAAGGUUUGGCAGACAGCCAGAAAGCAAACUGAAGGAGUAAGUCUGCCUGGUGAUAACAGAGGCAUGGAGACAGCUCCCUGAUUGGUCAAGCUCUCUCUGAGGAGUGAUAAUUAAUGGCCUACUAACUGGAAUGUGUUAGUUCAGAGUUCAGUGUUCAGUGUUCAGAGUUCUGUGUGUCAGUGUAGGAGUUGUGAGUUGUGUAUGAGAGAGCUAGCAAAAGAUCCGUGUUCUGUUCCUGUAAAUAGUCCACUGUAUAUAAUAAACACCUAACUACAAGUUCCUGGUUUCUGCUUCGUCUAUCCUGUCUGCAGCCAAGUCGCCAAUUGCUUCUGUGGAUUCUGCGUUUACUCUGCUAGGUCUCGCUAAGGUCCUGCAACUAGUCCGAAAGUUGCGAAACACCAAUAGGUUUUGCCAAUAGCUUUGGUUCUGGGGGUGCUCAAAGGUACACAGUACUGGCACCUUUUUGUCUUUAGAAGAAAAGCACUGGUUAAAUGUGUGGCACUUACUGUAGCAGCUUCAUGAUGAGUACCAUGGAGAAAAGCACUGGCUAUCAUAUGUCCUCUCUGUAUCCUCUUAUCCAUGAUGUCAUGAGGUUAUUGUUUGUCUGUUCCUUCAAACACCAGGGACAGGGGACCUGUAGACCUCCAGGUGUUGCUUGGCUGCAGUUCUAGCAGCCCACGUAACCAAUGGUCAGGGGUUUCCAGGACAUAGAAGAGAAAGUCCUCUUUCAUGCGGCACAUGGAGUUUGUUGACGCAAGAGGCAGCGAUAGCCACCAAUUUGGAUGGCUUUAAAAGAGGAUUGAAGGAAUUCGUGGAGGAGGAGAGGGCUAUUGAUGGCCACUAGCCAUGACAGCUCUGCCCUGCUUUCACAGUCAGAGCCAGCAAUGCUUCUGAAUGUCAGUUUCUGGAAAACUCAAGGGAGGAGAGGGAUCUUGUGCUCAGAGUCAGCAGGCUCCUUUUAUGCUGGUUCUCCCGGGCGGCUUUUGUUGCGUUCCCAAAGCAAGGAAGGAUUGGACUCUGAUUAAUAGAAUACACACGAGGCUUGGCCAGCAAGACUCUGGGAGGAAGUGCGAAUAAUAAUCUGUCACACCCUGGCCCAGGUCCCUUUAUUAACAAAAGAACUUUUAACACAGUGCUUGUAAGAACCAAUCAGAUGUCCUCUGAGCAUUUCAAAAACAUCUCCACGCGGGGCAAAGUCAGAUCAGUGAAAUCCUUGUAACUACAAAGAAACUAUUUCCUACUUGAGCAUGCAUAAAGGUAAAGGUAAAGGGACCCCUGACCAUUAGGUCCAGUCGUGGCCGACUCUGGGGUUGCGGCGCUCAUCUUGCUUUAUUGGCCCAGGGAGCUGGCGUACAGCUUCUGGGUCAUGUGGCCAGCAUGACUAAGUCGCUUCUGGCGAACCAGAGCAGCGCACGGAAACGCCGUUUACCUUCCCGCCAGAGCGGUACCUGUUUAUCUACUUGCACUUUGACGUGCUUUCGAACUGCUAGGUUGGCAGGAGCAGGGACCGAGCAAGGGGAGCUCACCCCGUCGCGGGGAUUCGAACCGCCGACCUUCUGAUCGGCAAGCCCUAGACUCUCUGGUUUAACCCACAGCGGCACCCGCGUCCCUGAGCAUGCAUACAUAGGAGUAAAUAAAAUAGGAAUCAAGGAGGAAUGCUUUUAGCAAACCCCGGAGGUCAUAAACAGCAGUAAACAGGAGAGGGAGGAUGGCAUGGAAAGAUAGGCAUCUUUAUCAUCUCCUUGUGAACUCUCUUCCUGGCCCUAAGAUUAACAAAACCAAGAGAAGCUAAAUCAAAGCUACCUAAUAUCUUUAUGCCUGGUGAAGCAACCGGCAACUGGUCUGUGUACGUGACUUGUCAAGCAAGAGAAAUAGGACAGAGAUGCAGAGGCGUGGAUUGAUCAGAAAUCAUAUCAAAUGGCUGAAGCCCAGUCAACGCAAUGCUUUCAUUUCUGACGCAAAUGGCGUGCUCCAUAUUUUUAUAACUCCUCAUAGCAAUCCCACCUGAACACUACAGCUUUCAACUUUGCUAGGAAUCUGAACUUGUGCUGACUUCGUGAGCGUGGCUCUCUGGGGGUGGGGUGAACAACGGGUCCACGUUCUUGGGUGCCCUGCCUGUGGCCAAGCUCACACAAGGUUUGGGGGAUGGAAAUCCAGCAAGGAGCCUUGGGAUAAUGGUGAGACCCAUAAAAUUUGGCCAGGAGUUGCCUCACCUGUACAAGGUCAGGAGCCACAGACCAGAGAACAAGGUCUUUCAGGUCCCUGGGCAAGGCAACUUGUUCAGACAGGUUUCUAGAUCCUUAUAAGCCUAUAUCCUUCCUUGACUACCAUUCCCAGGUCUGCCUCCUUUGAGAGAAAGAAAGGCAUGUUCAUCCCCAUACCAAUACAGUAGUACCUCGGGUUACAUACGCUUCAGGUUACAGACUCCGCUAACCCAGAAAUAGUACCUCAGGUUAAGAACUUUGCUUCAGGAUGAGAACAGAAAUUGUGCAGUGGCGGCGCGGCGGCAGCAGGAGGCCCCAUUAGCUAAAGUGGUGCUUCAGGUUAAGAACAGUUUCAGGUUAAGAACGAACCUCCAGAACGGAUUCAGUACUUAACCCGAGGUACCACCGUACCAAUACCAAGUAGCCUCCUGGUGAUGCCUUCAUUCGUGAGGAAGAAAAACCUACUUUUUUUUCUGUUGCAGAAAACGCUGAGGAAGUGGCAGAUCUCAUUUUGAUUCUGCUGAAUUCUUCUAAGCUGAGUAAGGAAAAAAUUGAGGUCCUUGUGAGCAAGCUCACUGAAAUUGCCAACUGUGAGGAGAUCAGCGAGGCGCUGGCAAGGAAAGCAUUACAAAUAAUAGAUAUCAUUCUGACACAGGCUACCAACGCCCAGGGCUUGCAAGGACAGAUCAACAGGUAAGGGGUCUUGCCAGAGAAUCAGUUGCUACCCACACAGGAAAGAAGGAUCCUUGUGUGACUUUAAAGUGUAACUAGGACAGCCUUGGGGUGCGGGUGGCGCUGUGGGUUAAACCACAGAGCCUAGGACUUGCCGAUCAGAAGGUCGGUGGUUUGAAUCCCCACGACGGGGUGAGCUCUGUUGCUUGGUCCCUGCUCCUGCCAACCUAGCAGUUUGAAAGCACGUCAAAGUGCAAGUCGAUAAAUAGGUACCACUCCGGUGGGAAGGUAAACGGCGUUUCCGUGCGCUGCUCUGGUUCGCCAGAAGCAGCUUAGUCAUGCUGGCCGCAUGACCCGGAAACUGUACGCCAGCUUCCUUGGCCAAUAAAGUGAGAUGAGCGCUGCAACCCCAGAGUCGGUCACGACUGGACCUAAUGGUCAGGGGUCCCUUUACCUUUACUAGGACAGCCUUUGCCCAGCUGCUUAUUCUCCAGAGUUUUUGUGCUCCUGUUCUCAUUUGCCUCUGACGCCUAUCAGCCGCCACAGUAUACAGCCAUGCUGGCUGCUGGGAGUUGUAGUUCACAAACAUUUGGAGGGAACAAGCUUUGCAAAGCCUGGCUAGGGGAUUUAAUACUCCCUUGUAUUAACCCCUUCCCCCCAAACCCAACAUUCAUAAAGGAAACUUUGUCAGGGAAGGGCUAGUGUAGGAGGGCCCUCCUUCAUGGCAUGCAGUCUACAUGGAGGGAGUCUGGAUCUCACAGCAUGGUUCUUUCAAGAGGAACUUGUUCCCCAUAGCAGUCAAAAGCAUCUCUCCCAGCCAGCCUUCAGCCAGCCUGCCCAAGAUGGAUCUCUCUCUUGGUUCUCUCCUUCUUCUUCCCAGCACACCUCGCUAAAGACUCUCUUUUCCUGUCACUUCACACCCAGUUACCCUGGCAACCUUCUUUCUCCCAGACCCAAGAUCCUCUUAGAAAGACCAUCAACACUUUUUGUCACGUUAAUGUCUCUAACCCCAGGUGAGGCCCUGGCUUUGAAAGGAAAUUUAGCCUGUACUUUUCCACUGGCCUCCAAUCUUCCCUUCACUACUCAAAAUAAUCAAAAUCCCUACCAUUUAUUAAUUUCUAGGGUUAGGGGGUUCCGCACCCCCCAAAUCUAUAACACUAUAGUGGGCACAACAGAAACCUCUUGGAAUGGAGAGAACCAGUUAUCUCUGGAUGCAAACUUUUUAAGAAGAGCAGAGAAGGAUGUACCAGAAGUGGUGACUGUAUGUUAAAGACAGAUUGAAUCCUGCAAGCUAGGAAUCCCCAACGGGGCGAAAUCCUCCACAGAAUCAUGGCGGGUGGUGAGACCAGGCCCCAAGAGCAGUGGAAGCGCUAUCAUUCCCCCUGGUGAAAAUGCUCAGAAUGGGGGAGGCAAUUGAAUCAAAAUGCAGCAACUCAUUUAAAGCUUGCUGACUGUGGACCAAAUCCAUUUUGGCAGCCAGAUUCACUCCAAAGGCUGCUGGUUCAACCCUGGACCUAAACCAAUCUCCUGGUAGGGGGAUGAGUUUGGGAUAUAGAGGAGGUGCCUAAAAUUGUCAGGGUCUUUGAAAUGCAAUGUGGGAUCCUCAGCCUCUCAUUUUUUAACACCUGGGAAUCAAACGUUAUGUUGGGGGGCUGAAAAUAGACUAUAGACUUGCCAAAUAAAAAGCGCUGGGUUGUGUCGUGAUUCUCCCCACAGUGUUCGCCCUCCUACUGUAGCCUGCCAAGCUGUAGUGAUCUGAGUAGCAGCUUUUACACAGCACCUUUUCUCUAGUUAAAUUAGGCUGUUUUUUCACAUCAGGGUCAUAGGCAGGGCGGGCAGAUUCCUAGGGCAGCGGAAUCCAGGCCAGGGGCGUCUGGGCUGCUCUAUCCCCUCCCCUUCACCCUUAGGACAACCAGAUUCAAGAUGCAUGCAAGCGCUUACUAGGAAACGUAGUCUGCAAUUGCUAUAAGCCGAACUGAAAAAUCUGAAGGCUGCUUCCAAACCAGGACCAAACAAGUGUCUUUUUUUGUUUUUGUUUCUCACUUCAGCACCUUUUUGGGUAGCAGAUGGUGUGAAAAACUGUGAAACUGGAGGCAGGCUUCCUAACGCUACGAGGAGGCAUGAUUUGCUCCUGUCCUCCAUUUGCCCACUUACCGUAUUUUUCGCUCUAUAAGACGCACCAGACCACAAGACGCACCUAGUUUUUGGAGGAGGAAUACAAGAAAAAAAAUAUUCUGAAUCUCAGAAGCCAGAACAGCAAGAGGGAUCGCUGUGCAGCGAAAGCAGCAAUCCCUCUUGCUGUUCUGGCUUCUGGGAUAGCUGCGCAGCCUGCAUUCGCUCCAUAAGACGCACACACAUUUCCUCUUACUUUUUAGGAGGGAAAAAGUGAGUCUUCUAGAGCAAAAAAUACGGUAAUUCAGUGUUGGCUAUUUGCAGUUUAGUAGCGCAGAGAGCUUGCUGGGGAGACCAUGCAUUAAAAAGGGACUCAAAAAUAACUUAAACAAGCUUUUAAUUAAAAACAAAAACUCCUUUUACACUAAAUACAUCAACAAACAAACAUGACCCAACCACCAACCCAUCCCCCAGGGUAAUGGGAGAGCUAGGUGCUGCUCCUUGUAUACUACACCCAAUUGCUGACACAGCUUAAUCAAUACAACUCAGCAGCACCUGCUAUGUUUCACAGCUGUAAAGCUGGGUCUCGUUAUCUUGCUCUGGCCCCUUAAAGACAUACACAUCGGGUGGAACAAUGAUGAACCUUUACAUUUAAAGAAACCAUUCAACAAGCAUCACUGCAGCCAAGCGACUGGCUGCUGGAACAGGCAAUGGCCCAUCAAGUCCAGCAUCCUAUUCUCACAGUGGUAGUAGUAAUUAAUAAAUAAUAAAUAAUAAAUAAUAAAUAAAUUAUACAUACAUACAUACAUACAUACAUAACAUACAGGUAAAGGGUGAAGGGACCCCUGACCAUUAGGUCCAGUCAUGGCCGACUCUGGGGUUGCGGUGCUCAUCUCGCUUUAUUGGCCGAAGGAGCUGGCGUACAGCUUCCGGGUCAUGUGGCCAACAUGACUAAGCCGCUUCUGCCGAACCAGAGCAGCGCACGGAAACACCGUUUACCUUCCCGCCGGAGCGGUACCUAUUUAUCUACUUGCACUUUGACAUGCUUUUGAACUGCUAGGUUGGCAAGAGCAGAGACCGAGCAAUGGGAGCACACCCCAUUGCGGGGAUUCGAACCGCCGACCUUCCAAUCGGCAAGUCCUAGGCUCUUUGGUUUAACCCACAGCGCCACCCGUGUCCCACGUAUGUUGGUGUAGUAAGGACCAAAUAGAAUAAUACAUGGGUUGAUAAUGAGAGAGAAGGGGAUACCACCGUCUAGUUGUGAGAGCCAUAAAACAAAGCUCACUUGUCUUGUUCCCUUUGUUGUUUAGCAUUUUAAAGGUACUGGAACAAAUAGGUUUCAAGCUGAGCUUCAGUGGGAAAAGUGAGUCCAUCGUUCUCCCAAGGCUGGCUUUGGCUCUCAUGCGCCCAGAUCCCGUGAAUUUCAAGGGAGUUGCUUUUGGGGUCAUAUCCUAUGACUCUGCAAUGGAUCCACAGGUAAGAGGCCCUUCUUUUGACUCUGUCCUUCUGCCCCACGACCGGUUCCUGCCAGGUCCAGAGGGCUGCUAAGUCAAAGUUUCCCACUCUUCCACUGAAAAAUGGGGUAAAAGUGGGCCUUGCUCUCUGGACUGUGGCUUAGAUGUACAUAGGGAACUUGGAAAGGCACACAGGUGUGAGGAGGAGGAGGAUAUGUGACCAUCUGUAGUUUUGUCUGGAGGUGACUCUAGCCCCCCAAACAUUUUCUCUUCCAUGCAGAUUGAUAUCCGCCAGGCACCCUUUGACAUGGCGCUGGCAUCCAUAUUUUUGCCAGAACUGCUGAAGGGUUACUUGGAGGCCCAGUCGUUUGAGCCAGAAGAUCACACAAAGAUCCAGUUUUCUUUCUUCGGAACAACUUCGCCGUUUCAGGUAAACAUGGCCACUGCCAAAUGGCACAGGCAGAUCAGGAGGCAAAUGGCAAGAGGAAGCUCCAGAAUCUCCCUCUCACACAUUUCUUUCUUUCUUUCUUUCUUUUUUUAAAGUAAAUUUUAUUAGUAUUUUCCACACAACAACACGAAAAAUAUCAGAAAAUAACAAUAUACAAAACACAAAAACCAGCAUACAAAAAACCCCAAAUCCAUAUCUUACAAGUUAAUAAUAUAAACACGAAAAAGAAAAACAAACAUUGACUUCCACCAAUCCCACAGCACCUCCUUUACCUCUCAUUGUAUCUUCCUGUUUUCUUGUUUUCCUUAUCAUCUCUAUCCUAGCAUCUAGAUAUAAAUCCCUCUUUCUUAUCCUUUCACUUCACAAGAUUAUUCCAAACUCAGCCAGAUUUCUGCCUCGAACCUUGGUUUUUAAGGUAUUCAUUUAGGCACUCCCAUUCCUUUUUCACUUCACUUUUUUGGUUUUGUCUUAUUAUAUCUGUUCAUUUGGCUAAUUCUAAAUAUUCUCACACAUUUCAGUUGGCCUUCAGCAUAGUCUUUUGACUGCCCUUCCUUCCUUCCUUCCUUCCUUCCUUCCUUCCUUCCUUCCGAUUUUCCACAUAGGUUCACAAGGCGGUGUACACAGUUCUUAAAAUUCCAAAACAGAUCCAAAUCAGGCAUAUCAACAAUCAGACAAUCUCAGUUUCCACAUGCCUUAUUUCUGUCAAAGAGGCUGGGGAGGAAGACAGAGCGCGUCUCUCAAGGUUGCCCCAGAGGCCACCACAGAGAAGGCCCUGUUCCUGACAGGUAGCCCUCUCACCUCAUGAGAGGAUGGUGCCUGGAGAAAGGGCUUUGCUGGCAGAUUUUAACAGCUUUUGCUGGUGGGGUACAUGCAGAAGAUAUCUGGGAGUCCAGACCACGAAUGUCUUUGAAGACAGAUUGAAUUGGGCUGAGGAACCAUGUGCUAACAGUUGCAGUUUAACAGCACUCCUUAUAAUGGCUAAUUUCGGUGACGAGGCCCACCAGAAUUGUAGCCCAUGUGAGAACGAGAAGCAAGUAGCACCAAAAAUCUUUAAAGGGGGUGAAAAAUUCUUCCAAAUCAGUCCAGCAAGGAGUAAGCAUGCUCGGUAACUGCAGAAUGUAGAGUGAUAGUUGGGGGGGGGGGGGACGACAAAAAACUUUGCUUUCUAUAUUUAAAAAUAAUGCUUUCUUUGCUUUCUAUAUUUAAAAAUAAUAAGAGUUUAAGAAGCAAAGAAUUUGUCAUCUUUUUGAUGGCAGUGGUUGUUUAAUUAUAGCCAAAUAUUGGAAGAUGUUUGGAUGUGGACUUAUUAGAAAUUUUGUGGGUACUGUUUCUUGUUUUUCAAUCCCAAAAUUAAUAAAAAACAAUUUAAAAGAAAAAGAGGAGGUGGGUGGGAGAGGAAGAGCUGGUAGGGCUGACAGUUAAUUCAGAUCUUUUGCAAAUUGCUCAUUCAACCAAAAAUGUAUAAGAAAAAAAGAGGGUUUUUGUGUUGUUGUGUUUACCAAUGGUUGGCUCCCAAGCUAUGAAACUUUGCACCUGUCUGUUACAGGAAAAGAAUAAAAAACUGAUCACCUAUGUUGUGGGCGCCAGUGUUGAAAAUGUGGUUGUUCAAAACCUCUCGGAGCCAGUGAAUAUAAUUCUGCAACAUAUAAACUCAACGACGGUAUAGUAUCCUGUUGUCUCCAGUUGCAUAAGUGUUGAUUCUGCAGCAUUAGAGCGCAUUGAUUGCUGGCAAAUAGAGAUGCUUUGCUUUGAUUUGGGGAUGAUGCUAAAGGCCAGCUGUUGGAAUUCAAGAACGCAGGAAGCUGCCUGAACACGGAGCCAGACCAGUGGUGCAUCUAAUUCCGUAUUGUUUACACUGACUGGCAGCAGCAGCUCUCCAGGGCGUGCGUUGCUUGCCGCGCACCCCCCUGACACGUGCCACGCUCCCUGGGACGUGCGCCAGCCACACCCCUGAAUGUACACUGCUCCCGCUGCCGGAGCAGUUAGCGUCACCACUGCGCUCUGCUGCUCACCUGUGGCCCUUCCCAACAUCUUGAAGCAAAACACCCCCUAAGCCAGCGGUGGGGAACCUUUUAGAGAGCAAGUGCCCAAAUUGCAACCCAAACCUACUUAUUUAUCGCAAAGUGCCAACACAGCCAUUUAAUAUGGGAUAAUAACGUGUAAUGGGUUUAGGGGUUGCUCGUGCGUAAGUUGCCGCCACUCCCAGCUAGGUUACCUGGUUGAACCCUUUCUGACUGGACAGCCUCUAGCUUCGUGGCUGUCUCAGUCGCUGGCAGAAUCCGUCAGUGGGCGUUUCUUGAACCUUUUCCAGCAUAAAAGUCUCCUCCUACUCUCCCUGCGCGGAAGUACCCAUACUCUCUCCGCUGGUCUCCGACGAGGAGUCUUGGAGCCUCCUCUCCGAUUCCCCCAUCUGCCCCCCUUCUCUACUGGUGUUACGCUGAUUUCCUUCCCCAGCAGAUGGGCUGCCUCUCUCCCUACUGGGACCCUCUCCGGCAUCCCUCUGGAGCCUUCCCUCCGCCUCUAGCUCCGAUGGCAGUUCCCUGACAUAACGAUUGUCUGCAUGCGCACAUACAAACAAAUAAAUAAAUAAACCCACCAGAUGGGCGGGGUAUAAAUAUAUGAUGAUGAUGAUGUUUUGCUGUUUGAUGAGAAUUUGCCUAAGAACCCCAUGAUGAAGUAAAGGCAGGCUAUUGGUGUACGUAGGGGCAGCUAUUAUGGUGCCCUUCAGAUGUUUUUUUUAAAAAACCUUUUAAGGCAGGAUGGUGGAGAGCAUACCAAUCCUUUUUAAUGGGGGGCGGCAGAUAGAGAUAAAUAGAGAAGGCCUGUAAAUUGGGAAUGGGGAAUUGGGGGAGGGGGCUCAGGCCCCACCUCAGGGGUCCCUCAUCACGGCCUUCUUACGUUGUGCCCCCCACACCUCAUUACUGGCCUGAAGGGCUUCCUAAACCUCUUUCCCACCCCCACAAAGACAAAAGUCAAGGCAAUAGACCCUAAAUCGGGUCAAAAUAAAGGGGUCGGGCUCUUUCUAGUCACAGAUAUUUCCGGGUGGGGGUGAAAGGGAUAAAGGGAGGGGAAGAGAGAAAUCCUGUCUUCUCCUCAGGCUGCUGCCCGCCGCUCCACUCGCGUCUUCCACCACCGAUAGUCCUCCCUGCCCCGGCAGUAUCUGGCCAUGACUGCCCCCUUCAGAUGUUGCUGGACUCCCAACCCCACCAGCAUGGCCAAUAGGCAGAGAUCAGAAGUGUUAUAAUUCAGUAGCAUCUGCAGAGGACCAUGCUGGCUACCCCUAUACGAAAGAAUAAUAUCAGCUGAAAGAAGGUACAUGUCAGGCCACACAGGUCUCCUAGAGAAGGAAAAGCACAGGUCCAGGUGGUUUUGCCUUUCCAACCUGUUAUUCAGCUCUAAAUCAGGAUAAAUAUCAUUCCACAGAAAACCCACUUGACUUUGCUCUGAUCCAGAGGGAAACAGCGGGUUCCCCCCUGGGGAAAGUGAUGGGUCAAGCGGAUGAGCCCUAAGUCAUAAAGAGAUGGAAUCAUUGCUUGCUCGACCAUUUUAGUCAAAACUGUUGGAUUUCAAGCUGGUCUGUAAUUUCCAAAAUCACCAAGCUGAGAGGAGGCUUCUUCAGUAAAGGUGUAACUGCUGCCCCUCUCGGAACAGAUUUCUUGAAAUGUCCUUCAUGCAGAGAAGCACUGACCACAACCAAGAUAAAAUCUGAAUAAUUUGUCCUGCAGGAGAAUGCUAUCAUUCUAAAUUUUUUUGGAGCUGGUUGGCUGGUGGUACUGAUACUGAUUUUGGAGGCUGAACUUGCUUGGGGACUAGUAGUUCCUGGCUGGCUUUAUUUCGUGUGUGCAUCCACCUUCGGCUUAUUAUUUUCAUAAAAGCUAACAACAUAAAUAGCUAUCUGCCUCUUAUCUGAUCGGCCUGUCUGUUUUCAAUUGGGGGGGGGGAGCGGCUGCCCACUUUGCCAGCCCCCAACAACGGCCAUGCUGGGGCGAUGGUGCGUGUGCCCACAGAGAGGUCUCCGAGUGCCCACCCUGCCACAUGUGCCAUACAUUCGCCACCACUCUCCUAAGCCAUUCCUUUUGCUUUUCAGGGCAAUGAGUCUGUGCACUGUGUAUUUUGGAACUUUAAGAAGAACGGUGAGUAUAAAGGAUAUAGCUAGCUCUGCUCUGGGCCAGAACAAAGGUCCAUCUAGUCUGGUGUACUGAUUUCCGUGGCGUCCCUGGGAAGCCCACAGAGCGCUUGAAGGCAAACAGGCCUUCCCUGCUGUUGCUUCCCAGCGAUAUGCAAACAGGGCAUCAUUGCAUUGAUAUCUUCUCCUCCAGCAGAAGUCCUCUUGAGCACAAGCCAGCUGUGUCAAAUGCAGCUGCCUUAACUUUAACUAGUACUGCAAUGCACUCUCCGUGGGGCUACCUUUGAAGGCGACCCGGAAACUACAACUAAUCCAGAAUGCGGCAGCUAGACUGGUGCCUGGGGGCGGCUGCCGAGACCACAUAACACCGGUCUUGAAAGACCUACAUUGGCAAAAGGCGAAAGAUUUAUACGAUCUGAAGAGAAACCAGAGUUCCAGACUUUUAAAAACAGCUCCUUUUAAAAAUAGCAAUAUAACGUGAAUUUUAUUAUCUAACGAGACCAUUGAUCCAUAAAAUGAAAGCGAUAGACCAGGCUUCCUCAGCCUCGGCCCUCCAGAUGUUUUUGGCUUACAACUCCCAUGAUCCCUAGGUAGCAGGACCAGCAGUCAGGGAUGAUGGGAAUUGUAGUCUCAAAACAUCUGGAGGGCUGAGGUUGAGGAAACCUGCAAUAAACAAUGUCCUACAGUCACACACACACACACACACACACACAAUCAAUCAAUCAAUCAAUCAGUAGCUGGACUGGGUUCCACACAGUCACAAAAACAAAACAAAAAAAAGCCACAAAACAAAAACACAAAAUAAAUAGCAAAAACAGACAGACCUCAGCGUGAUACUCAAAACAGAAGUGUGGCACUCAAAAUGGAAGCGUGGCACUCAAAUCGGAAGCGUAACACUCAAAAUGGAGCAUGUUCAGUUUCCAAAAAAAGUUCGCAAACCAGAACACUUACUUCUGGGUUUGCAGUGUUUGGGUUCCAAGUUGUUUGAGAACCAAGGCGUUUGAGAACCAAGGUACCACUGUAAUAAUAAGCGGUUAAGUUCUGAUUUAUGGUUUUAGCUGUUGCCCAUGAGAGCAUUUAACACUUCACCAGCUGGACACAGACAACAAAUCAUCACUUAUUUAAAACCGGGAUGGUGGGCGAAAUGUUAGGUUUGCUCCAAAGUUAGUCACUUCAGUAUGACCCUCUUUCAUUAAACCUAGAACGAAUUUAGUAUUUAGGUCAAGACUUCUAGGCAAAAAUGCAGCAAAUUCAAAGUUAGCUGAGAAUUGCAUGAUUUGAAGGAGUAGCUUGAGGGGAGCUGUAACUGAAAUAAUAUUUUGAUGCAUUCAAAUGUGCGUCUGUAGUUCAAAGUUCCAGUGCAACAGCUCUAGGCAGCAGAGAAUUAUGCCUCUGUUUAAAAGGGAUGCAACCAAGUAAAGCACAACUUUCAAGGUUUCUUUCUCCCACAAAUUUACCAACAGCAGUCUUAAGUGGGCGAUCUGAGAAGUGCAUGGUGGGAGCAUGAGAAGCUCAGCGCCUCUCCGCCCCUCCCUGUGAUGGUUGCAGCUAAGCCCCAAGUCAGCAGGAGUCUCUGCAGAGAGUCACACAUCCCCCGUGUUCUGUUGGGAAAAGAUCUAUAAAUGGUGAGGGACGAGUAACUGCAGAUGAAAUCUCUUCUCUUCCCUGCUGCGCAGAUAACCAAGGAGGCUGGGAUACAUCAGGGUGUGAGGUGCAGCGCACAAACGCAAAUUACACAAUCUGCAACUGCAGCCACCUGACCCAUUUUGGAGUCUUGCUGGUAAGCUUUUGUCACUGAUUUGUCAGAACUAAUUGCCCCGUGUGGUUCCUGCAAAGGACAGCGCGGAAUGUCUCUUUUCGUUCAGUUCUAUAGCAGUGCUUUUCCCCCCUAAAGAAAAUGUUUAGGGGUACUCUCAUUUUGACUCAGGAAAAUCACCAUUUUAUAGUUCCAAUCGGGGAAAAUAAAUAUAGCAAAUAGGCAAAAGUACAAAGAUUCACAAAAUGUUUAGGGGUAUGUGUACCCCUGCGUCCCCCCCAGAAAAAAACAACACUGGUUGUAUUUCUUUUAAAAUCCUAUCUUCAACAUCAGACAAGAGGGCUGGGAUUCAGUUGUGGAUUCAGUACGUUUGGCCUGGUAGAGUUGGUAUAGUGGCUGAAAAAUGUGCCCACCGUCCACGCCCCACAAGUCAAAUCCCAUCCCACAGCCAUGAUGUCAUUGGAUCAUUUUGAAGCAACGAACUGGUAUUAGUGUAAUAGUUUGGUAUCUUUAUGUUUAUAUCUGCUGGUGCAAACAGCAGAUUUUGGGAAACAAUUUCAACCAGGAAAAUGGCACAGGGAGAAAGGAUUCAACCUUCUCCUGUAGUGCCUUGGGCCUGAUCCAAAUCACUCACUUGUAUACACACACACACACACACACACACACACAUUGGUGAAAUGCCAGCACUUGUGAUACUACUACUUCUGGAGAUUAUAUUUCUGGAAUUUGCAAAAUUGCAUGGAAAAUUUGCUCCUGAGGGUUUUGCAAACUGUUUUUGCACACAUACAGUCUAUCACUCACAGGCAUUCCAAAAUUUACAGUAAAGAAGUAGGAGCCGCGAGGUAUCAGAAUGCAGGAACAAGGAUGAGCUGAAGAAAGAACUGGUUCACCCUGAGCCUUAGGCCCCAUGUGAAUCUUUCCUUUCACUCCAAAUUUCACAGAAUACUUUGGGGGGGGCGGGUGGGAGGGAGUGGGGCAGGGGAAUCAUGAUCCAAAGAAGCCAAAAAAUUCACACCUCAGUCAGCAAUGCCCAAACAGAUAUCAUUUUGGGUCUGUUUCCUCACCAACUCUUCCAAUGAGAGGCUAUUGACUUCCACCCUGGUUUCUAGGACGUAUACCGGACGGGAUGUGAGGAUAAGAUUUUAACAUUGGUCUCCCACGUGGGAUGUGGCUUUUCCUCCAUCUUCCUCGGCUUGGCUCUAGUGGUGUACCUUUCCAUCGAGUAAGUAGGACCCACCUGCCAUUUUCUAUCCGACAGCAACGUUUAUUUACUUAGAUUUUAUACAGCUACAUAAGCCUGUUUCCAGGGCCAAAUCUGGUUUGUGGUUCGCCAUCCUUGCAGCAAGCGGCGUGGGGUUCUUGCCACGCAGGAGGGGCAGGCUUUGGCAAUACGGUGCCCUGAGCAAGGACAAAAUUUGCCACCUCCCUCCCCAAAUUUCUUAUUUUCACAAUAAUUCAUUUUGGUAAAGGUAAAGGGACCCCUGACCAUUAGGUCCAGUCAUGGCCGACUCUGGGGUUGCGGCACUCAUCUCGCUUUACUGGCCGAGGGAGCCGGCAUACAGCUAGCGGGUCAUGUGGCAAGCAUGACUAAGCCGCUUCUGGCGAACCAGAGCAGCGCACGAAAACACCGUUUACCUUCCCGCCUGAGCGGUACCUAUUUAUCUACUUGCACUUAGACGUGCUUUCGAACUGCUAGGUUGGCAGGAGCAGGGACCAAGCAACGGGAGCUCGAAUCGUGGGGAUUCGAACCGCCGACCUUCUGAUUGGCAAGUCCUAGGCUCUGUGGUUUAACCCACAGCACCACCCACGUCCAUUCAUUUUGGUACCAUUGCUUUUUUAUGGAGCUUCUCUCAGCAGGUAUAAAUAUAGGUCUGUUGUUGUUGUUUGGCUCCACUCCCCUGGUGCCUGCGAUGCCCUAACUCUGGGGCUGCAUCCUGCUCUAGACCCUUCACACGGGGGACUUAAAGGGGCUGCGUCUUGGGCACAGGGGGCGAACGAGCCCUUCACCUCUUUCGUUCCAGCAAGCUCCGUGGGGACGACCCGUCCAGAAUCCUCGUCCACCUCUGCUCUGCGCUGCUGAUGCUCAACCUCACCUUCCUGCUGGACUCCUGGCUGGCCUCUUUCCAGGUGCGCGGCCUCUGCAUCGCCGUGUCCGUGGCUCUCCACUACUUCCUGCUGGCUGCCUUCACCUGGAUGGGCCUGGAAGCCGUCCACAUGUACUAUGCGCUGGUCAGGGUCUUCAACACUUACGUCCCGCAUUACAUGCUCAAGGUUUCCCUGGCUGGCUGGGGUAAGUGCAGGGCAGGGGGGGCACUUCCCAUCUUAGGGCCAUAUUACUUCACAGGGAAUCUUCUGGGGGCCAUAUACCAGCAGUGGGCGGAGGGGGGAUAUGUGAUUUCCCCCUUGGUGCAGGAGGUGGCAUUAAGACCCUGCAGAAGGCAGAGGGGCGUCCCAUCUGUCUCUCCACCUCUCUACCCGGUUUUCUCUCUCUCUCUCUCUCUCUCUCUCUCUCUCUCUCUGUGUGUGUGUGUUUCUCUCUCUGUCUCUCUGUCUGUACUUCUAUCUGUUUUGUCUCUCUUUGUCUCCAUCAAUACAGUGGUACCUUUGUUCUCAAACUUAAUCCAUUCCGGAAGUCCGUUCCAAAACCAAAGCGUUCCGAAACCAAGGCGUGCUUUCCCAUAGAAAGUAUUGCAAAAUGGAUUAGUCCAUUUUAAAAAUAACCCCUUUUUAAAACAGCAAUUGAACAUGAAUUUUACUAUCUAACGAGACCAUUGAUCCGUAAAAUAAAAGUGAUAAACAAUGUACUACCGCCACACAAUCAAUCAAUCAGUAGCUGGACUGGGUUCCACACAGUCACAAAAACAAAACAAAAAAGAGCGGAGGUUCAGAAGAAGUGUGAUUGAAAGUCAGGAGCCGCAGAGAAAUAUCUCUGAAAGGCCAGUUAGAAUAAUAGAGUUGCAGUGCAGCAAUCACUUGCCUCCUGAUCUUCCCAAAAGGGACUGGGCAUAUUUGUGGGAGAAAUGUCUGUCCGUGUCUCUUGGUCGCGAUGGCACACUAGUUCCUAGGGAGCGGCUGUGGCGGGGGCCGCUGCUUUCUGCAAGUCCUGCUUGGGGUGGGAUUUCCAUUGGGACGUUUAGCCGGCCUGGGGGUGGGGAGACAGCUCUUGGUCCAGAGGCUCUAAAUGGCAAGGGCAGGGAAAGGGAGCUCACUCCCUAGCAAAAUCCCUCAUUGCCUCUUCUGUUUCAAGGCAUGUUCAAUCACGGCCUAAACUGAGGUCCAGUGCCAAGGGCCUUCUGGCGGUUCCCUCACUGUGAGAAGCCAAGUUACAGGGAACCAGGCAGAGGGCCUUCUCGGUAGUGGCACCCACCCUGUGGAACACCCUCCCUUCAGAUGUCAAAGAGAACAACAACUACCAGACUUUUAGAAGACAUCUGAAGGCAACCCUGUUCAGGGAAGCUUUUAAUGUUUGAUGCAUUACUGUAUUUUAAUAUUUUGUUGGAAGCCGCCCAGAGUGGCUGGGGAAGCCCAGCCAGAUGGGCGGGGUAUAAAUAAUAAAUUAUUAUUGUUAUUCAACGUAUUCUCAGAGCCAACAGCAUUGUGUUUAUUUCAGUGGACUCUCCCAAGUGAAAUGUCAUAAGCUGAAUUAAAUUCUUGCCAUGUGCCUUUGCUGUCGCCCAUCCCCGCACUCCCCUGGUGAUACAGGUCUUCCUGAGGACUCUCGUCUUCCUCAGACGGGUCACAAUUGCAUCCAUGCUGGUCUUUUUCCUUUCUGGCUAACCCAUUCUUCUUUCUCCCUCUUUGCCAUUAGGAAUUCCUGCGGUCAUCGUUUCCAUGGUUCUCAUUAUAAGCAGAGACUUCUAUGGGGUUUUAAGCGACCCCCUAAGCAGCAGUCCAGUCACACCUUUGUAAGUCUCUAUGCUUUGAUUCUCCUCAGAUCAGCAGGAAGGAGGUCAUACCUAUAUCCCCUUCCGUUCCCCCCCUUUUUGGAUUUUUUUUUGGGGGGGGAGGAGAAUUCAACCUUCCUUGCUUUUCGGUACACCAAGCUGUUCACUCCCUUCCAUCUGAUGGGUCAAUUUAUGGUCCUGGCCUUUCUCAAGGAGAUUCCUCUGUCUGUUUAGCUGCGUGCAUACAAUGCCCAAACAUCCGAUGCUUACAAUUCCUUUAGCGCUUUGCAAAUCAUAUAUAUUAAGAUCAUGUAGGAUUUGUAACCAGGAAGCCUGGCCUACUGCAUAACCCACUCUAAAACUUAUUCUGCAAUUUCCAACAUAAAAUUCAAGUUUGUUUAUUGAGGAUUGUAUCCAGCCUUAGUCAGUUUUUGUUGUCUUAAGUGCCUUCCUUUUCAACAAGGCUUUUAAGUUGAGUCUGCUUCUGCGCUGGGAUUGGUUUUAAGAUGUGUUUAUUGUCUUAUCAUUUGUUUGGGGGAAAGGACAGGAUAUGAAUUUAACUAACCACCACUGAUGGGUGUCUCAUUGAAAAGCCUCAAGAGAGACUUCCAGCUAUCAUGAGCCCAUCUGAAAGAAAUGGCCCUGCCGGCAGCCUUAACAGCGUCUCUCUCCCUCCUCGCCUUGUCUGCUACAGUUGCUGGAUCCGCGAUGACCUUGUGUUUUACAUCUCUGUGCUGGCCUAUUUCUGCUUGGUGUUCCUGAUGAACACCAUCAUGUUCAUCGCGGUCCUUCUGCAGAUUCACACCAUGAAAACGAAGAGUCCUGGCCGAGUCAGCAGCUGGAACCACAGCUUCCUCCACAGCUUGAAGCGGGUGGUCAGCUUAAUGGUCCUGCUCAGCUUAACGUGGGGUUUUGCCUUUUUCUCGCUGGGGUCCAUGCAGACAUUGUUCUCCUACCUCUUUGCCAUUUGCAACACCUUCCAAGGUAAGUGUUUGUACACAGGUGGGUGGGCUUCAGAAGAGGGACCAGAGGAGCCUGCUGAGUCAGGCCAGAGGCCCAUCUAGUCCGUCCUCUUGUUCUCACAGUGGCCGUUUAUGGGAUGUCCAUUAUGGGAAACCUGCAAGCCAGACAUGAGUCCAAGAGGAGCUCUAUUUCCCCUCCUGCGGUUCUACCUCUACCUCUCUUUUAAAUCAGAACCAGUGAGGGCAGUGAAGGUCCUGUGUGAGUGCCUGGAGGCGGUUGGAGGAUGCAAAACCCACUUGGGACCUCAUUGCUCAGUCCAGCUAGCACAGCACUGUCCACACCAGCAGUUCCCAAGCCUUUGUGGGCCACUGACCCUUGGUUCCACAAACUCAUCCCAGUGGCCCCUGUGGAACCCUAUAAAAAGCAGUAUCCUCUCCCCCAUGCUUUUUAGCAUCUACAUGAAGCCGCUGGGAGAGAUCAUCAGGGGGUUUGGGCUGGGUGUUCAUCAGUAUGUGGAUGAUACCCAGCUCUACCUCUCUUUCAAAUCAUAACCAGUGAAGGUGGUGAAGGUCCUGUGUGAGUGUCUGGAGGCAGUUGGAGGAUGGAUGGUGGCUAAUGGAUUGAGGUUGAAUCCUAACAAGACAGAAGUACUGUUUUGGGGGACAGGAGGCGGGCGGGUGUGGAGGACGCCCUGGUCCUAAAUGGGGUAACUGUGCCCCUGAAGGACCAGGUGCGCAGCCUGGGAGUCAUUUUGGACUCACAGCUGUCCAUGGAGGCACAAGUCAAUUCUGUGUCCAGGGCAGCUGCCUACCAGGUCCAUCUGGUACGCAGGCUGAGACCCUAACUGCAACUAAUCCAGAAUGCGGCAGCUAGACUGGUGACUGGGAGCAGCCGCCGAUACCAUAUAACACUGGUCCUGAAAAAGGCCUACAUUGGCUCCCAGUACGUUUCCAAGCAAAAUUCAAAAUGUUGGUGCUGACAUUUAAAGCCCCAAACGGCUUCUGUCCAGUAGACCUGAAGGAGCAUCUCCACCCCCAUUGUUCAGGCCUUCUGGCAGUUCCCUCCCUACAAGAAGCGAAGUUACAGGGAACCAGGCAGAGGGCCUUCUCGGUAGUGGCGCCCGCCCUGUGGAACACCCUCCCAUCAGAUGUCAAAGAAAUAAACAACUAUCUUACUUUUAAAAGACAGCUGAAAGCAGCCCUGUUUAGGGAAGGUUUUGAAUGUUUAAUGCUGUAUUGUGUUUUUAAUACAGUGGUGCCCCGCAAGACGAAUGCCUCGCAAGACGAAAAACUCGCUAGACGAAAGAGUUUUCCGUUUUUUGAGUCGUUCCGCAAGACGAAUUUCCGUAUGGGCUUGCCUCGCAAGACAAAACGUCUUGCGAGUUCUUGCGAGUUUGUUUCCUUUUUCUUAAAGCCGCUAAGUCGUUAAUAGCCGCUAAGCCGCUAAGCCGUUAAUAGCCGCUAAGCCGCUAAUAGCCGCUAAGCCGCUAAUAGCCAUGCUUCGCAAGACGAAAAAACCGCAAGACGAAGAGACUCGCGGAACGGAUUAAUUUCGUCUUGCGAGGCACCACUGUAUUCGGUUGGAAGCCUCCCAGAGUGGCUGGGGAAACCCAGCCAGAUGGGUGAAGUAUAAAUAAAUUAGUAGUAGUAGUAGUAGUAGUAGUAAUUCAGCAACUAAAACUCAGAAGCAUUACGGCCACCUUGCUCUCUGCUGGCAGCAAAAUCUCUUGGUCUGACUCUGACCCAUUCUGUAGUUGAAGAGAUGAUGGCAAAAUUGUGGCCAGAGGAGUGGGGAGGGGGGUAUAAUCUAAUGAAUGUUUUUCCUGCUCCCCGCCCCCUGACUCCUUCCUCUAGGAUUCUUCAUUUUCGUGUUCCACUGUCUCAUGAAGGAGAACGUGAGGAAACAAUGCCGAGUGCAUUUCUGCUUGGGAAAGUUUCGGCUCAGCUGUUCUGGUAUGACAUUCUCAUAUAUAUAAAACCAACCCUUGGGGAUGGGCUGACAUUGUUCUUUGUGGCUGCUUUUGCACUUCUUGUCAUCUGAGCUGCCCCCUGCCUGUACUGGAGGGACUGUGAUGGAGAGGCCCAGCCAUUGCCCUUGCCAAGUCAGAGGCCAUUAUAGCACAGGGAGUGAGGGGACUGGACCCCCUACGAAAGUCCUCAGAUACAAUCCACCAAUCCCGUAUGCUAUGAUAUGUGUUAACAGUAAAGGUAAAGGUACCCCUGACCGUUAGGUCCAGUCACGGUCAACUCUGGGGUUGUGCGCUCACCUCGCUCUAUAGGCCGAGGAAGCCGGUGUUUGUCCGCAGACAGCUUCCAGGUCAUGUAGCCAGCAUGACUAAGCUGCUUCUGGCGAACCAGAGCAGUGCACGGAAACGCCUUUACCUUCCCUGCACUUUGACGUGCUUUCAAACUGCUAGGUGGGCAGGAGCAGGGACCGAGCAAUGAGAGCUCACCCCAUCGUUGUGGGGAUUCAAACCGCCCACCUUCUGAUCGGAAGCCCUAGGCUCAGUGGUUUAGACCACAGCGCCACCCGCGUCCCUUAUGAUGUGUGUUAGGAUUAUUAUUUAUUAUAUUUUAAAAUGAACAUAGCAUUUUUAAAUCUUUUUUAAAAAAUAGAUUUAAGUGUGGCUAACAACAAAGGCUCAAAAUACCAAAUGAUUUAAAACAAUGCAACAAAAAUUUAAAUGUGUUAUUUAAAAAGCCCAAGAACCUCAUAUACAGGGCUUUAAAUAGAGUGAAGCAGCAGUUAAAGGGGAAACAAAGCAACAGCAAGCCUUUUAAAAAAUCUAUUUAAGUUAAGUGGAGGCACAGGUUCUGUGUCUGUGUCUCUGUGUGAUGGUUCUGUUUUUUUAGGGCUUUACAAAUUCCAAGUACAGUAUGACCAGUCCUUGUCCCAGGGGGAUUCCAUUCUCAUACAGACACAGCUAAACAACAGAGGAGGCAGCAGAAGAUGAGAAGCAGGUGAAGGAAGCUAUGGAAAGAAUCUCUGACAGCUUUAAUUCCACGUUCUUUGGCUUAGUUUACAAUAAGGCAUGGGGAACUAGUGGGAUGACCCCAAAGGCUUCUAGGAAAAGCCGAGUUUUGAAGAAAGACCUAAAGUAAUCUAGACUAGAGAAGAGGUCGUGCGGAGGCAUUCUGGGAGGCAGUUCUAGGCAUAAAUGGCAGCAAAUAAAAAAUGGACUUCAGGGGGGCAGGAGACCGUUUAUGCUUUCAUACCCUCCAAAACCUGCCCUCCUAUGCUGUUUCAGAUUGUAGCAGCUCUGCCGCAACUCUGGGGUAUCACCAUCACUCGCAGAGGACGUCACCCCAUUCUCUGAAGUCGCAGAGCUCUUGUACCACCAGCUCCACAUCAAAUGGUUCAGGAAGCUUACCAGGGGCUGCUCCUGAGACUGGUGAGUAGGAACUACCGUAUUUUUCGCACCAUAGGAUGCACCGGACAAUAGGACGCACCUUGUUUUAGAGGGGGGAGAACAAGAAAAAAAAAAUCUCUCCCUCUCUGCCCAGCACCCCUUCAGCGAAGCGGCAGGAGGCGCUGCGCAGAGAGGGGGAGAAUUUCCCCCCUCUUGUUUUCCCCCUCUAAAACAAGGUGCCGUUUAAGGUGCGUUCAGACGCCUUCAGGCGGCUACCUUGGAAGCCUGGAGAGCGAGAGGGGUCGGUGCGCCCCGACCCCUCUCACUCUCCAGGCUUCUGGUUCCUUUCGACCUGCUCUUUGGGGCUGGCGGGGGGAAGCCCACCACCAGCCCCAAAGAGCAGGUCGGGGAGCAGCGCAAAGGUGCGCGGCUAUAGAGGCUGCUGCCAUAGCUGCGUGUUACCUCUCCAGCCGGCAGAGGGUCGUGGGGCUAUGCUGUCUUCGCUCCAUAGGACGCACACACAUUCCCCCUUCAUUUUUGAAGGGGAAAAAGUGCGUCCUAUGGUGCGAAAAAUACGGUAUAUAUAUAUCCAGAUAGCUGGAUAGAUAGAUAGUGCUAUAUACUGAAGUUCUCACACUGGGCCAGCAGGGGGAUACUGUAGAUAGUUUUCCCUCAGGUCCACAUAUGCAAAUAAGGGAUUGAAAGUGACGUUCAGUGAUUGGAUAGUUACAGAAAAUGGUUACUGUUGCGUUCUAGUAGAGCUCUAUAUAAGCAGGCUGGCUGAACCCUUCAAUUCAGUUCUGUUCAGUUCAGUUCUAUUCUGGCCUGUGAAUAAACAAGAGCUGUUUGAAGAAUCGCUGUGUCGUCUGAUAUGUUCACCCACAAAUUAACAGAUAGAUAGAUAGAUAGAUAGAUAGAUAGAUAGAUAGAUAGGAUCGUAGACCACAGGCUACCAGUACUGCAGGACGAGAUGGGAAGUGGGCGGUAGCGUCUGGAACUGGCACUAUGGAGGAUGACGUUUCAAAGUGAGGGGUUUGGUGCACCCUGUUUUUGAGUGCUUUUUCUGAGAAGAUUCCCCCAAAGUAGAAAGCUAGCACAAAAGGUAAUAAAGUUCUCAUUCCCCCACCUGCCACAAUGGCUGCUUUGAUACUUUUUUUGAAAUAUCAAAUUCUUUCAGAAAUUUAUCUUCCUCUUAUUUUAUGAUGCGUUUGCUUGUCUAGUGCCGGAAACAGACCCCCCUUAGCCUGUCUCUUGAGCAAAUCUGGCACUGGCUUGUGAGGUGGGUGAGUUUGUGUGUGAAGCAUCUUCCUUUCUUUAAAAAAAAAUGUUCCUAAUAGUUUCCUAGGUUUUACAGAACAUCUUGAAAACGCAGAAAGAAAAAUCGUAUUUCCAGUUUAAGCUUUCCUGGAUUAUUUUCAAAAGGCGUGAAUCAUUGGAGGGGUGGUUGACUCCCUCUGUAUUUAUUUCCUAGAUGAAGUUUUGCACAGCACCCGCCACACAUCCUUUACUCACCAGAAGGUCAAGCUUCCUCGGGUGAGAAGAAUGUCGCCAAUGGAUGCAGAGCUUCACUGCACUCAGAAAACGAGUUUUUUGCCUUGA